Molecule: messenger RNA, 72840 nt
Organism: Podarcis lilfordi (Lilford's wall lizard)
Lineage: Eukaryota; Metazoa; Chordata; Lepidosauria; Squamata; Lacertidae
Source: the annotation of a GenBank genome assembly
AGAAUCGAAAGGAGGCGCGUUCACACGCACACACAAACAGCAGCGUGUGAGGGAAGUUUCACGGUUUAAUUCGUAAAAAGUCCAGUCAUGAAUUAAAACGCGCACGCUUUUGGUUCCUCUUGUUUUUAUUUUGUUUGGCGCCUGGAGCUUUCCCAGAGGCUCCCCUCGCCUUCUCCCGCCCAAAUUCGGCGACUGAAGUUCUGCUGGUGUCUGUCUCCUCGUACCCCACCUUGGAGCCGACGGAGGUGUUUGUUGUGUCUACCCCACUGAAGCUUCUUUGCGUCUUCCCUCUGUCUUUCCCAACAAGAAAGAAGAAGUAAAUCGAUUCAGCCUUAUUCCCCUGCCCUACAUCUUUCUUUGCGAGAGUGGACCAAAAAGUUUGAGCCAAGUAGAAGUUCGAACACGCGCGCACACCAUUCGUGGCAUCUUUUUCUGAAGGAAAAUAGAAAAAAGGCUCCGGAGCUGCGAGAAAGCCGCGGAGCCUUGGAUGCUGGCGAAUGCUUUGGGGGGUAAUAAAAUGCGCUAGAGGCACCAGCAAGGCAGCCGGCGCGCUGGACAGCGGGGACACCCCACCCCCACCAUCGCCCAGUCCCGCCUCUCCGGGCUGCAGACGAUUCUCCCUCCCCUCAGGCUCUGCAAAGGGCUGCGCAGCUCAGCCGAAGGAAGCUGGGGUCGCGUACUCAAAGCAACGGGGGGAACUUCAGGAGAAGGAUAAAAGAGAGAGGUGAAAGUCCCCGCAAGUUCUGGGCGCGAUUUGGCGAAAGCCGUCCUGCCCCCUCUGCGAAGUAAGGUAAGCGCUAAGCGGUCUCUCUCCUUCGCUCCCAGCAGCUCGCCUCCUUUUCGCUUUUCCAGUCUGCGAAUGGAAACUCUCCUUUAACAAAUCCAGAUGUGGAGAGCCCGCAGCCUUGUUCCUUUUCCCCAUGACAAGUUUCCAAAAGGCCAAACCCAGCCAGUUUCCUUUGCAGACUCCUGGAGCCUUCGCCUGCAUCUUUCGCUUUCUUUCUCCGCUGCUUUCCCAAGGCGCCGGGCAGAGGGGAUGCGGUGCGGGACCUCCCCACCGCCCCCUUUGCUGCUUCAGGGGGGCUGCCUCUUGCAAGAGGGCCGGAAAGGAGCUGAACCCCUCAGCCCAGCCGUCACAAGGAAGACGGUUCCGGGGAUUGAAAUGGGGCUGUCUCCUUGCCUAGCCUCCUCCUCCCCACCCCAAACUCCUGGGAUGCCCCUCUAUGGACGAACUGUUCUCAGCAUCCUGCAGGCUCCAGAGUAGAGCCGGGUGGGGAGGAGGAAAGCCUGUUGCUUCUUGCAAGGUCUGGUAAGGAGAGGCAGCAGUGCUCCUGCAUCUCCCUCGCUGUGCUGUGUGUUGCCCAUCUAUCUAUCUCUGCAAAGGAUCUAAGUUAGUUCUAAGCUAUGGGAUGCACAAAGUGCUAUUAUUGGCUCUGUCUUUUUUUUUCUUUUUUCUUUAAUCAGCAGAAAGAGAAUGCCUGUGAUCCUGAUGCCUGAAAAUAACUUUCUGAUGCUCAAAACUUCUUGGAGCUUAGAUUCCUGGGGUGGAUGAUGGAUUGAUUGGACAGAGAAGGAGAAUCUUUCCCCAUGACUGCCACUCUAACAUCCGCAAGGAACAUCUGUCUUGCAUCAGAACAGGCUGUUUGUCUGUUGAAAGAUUAGAUUCUAACCCGUGUCUGGGGUUAGAACUGUUUAUCAUUGAAGAGUUGCAGAGGGGUCGCAGCUCACCAUUGGCAGGAACUCCCCAAACCUGUAGGUGGGAGGGUCAGCAGAUGUCAGUUGGACUAGUAGUGCACAAUCAAAACGUGGUUAAGUGCUGAUUUGGACACUUUGUUUACUAGCUGGAAAGAUAACAAACAAAUUUCUUACACACCCUUUCACACAAGAGCAAAAGCACCAAGCACUUUAAAAGAUCUUAAGCAAAGUAGAAAGGAGGGACUCUCCUGCGCUUGAUGUUACCUGCAUUGGCGGAGAGUUUGCCUGGAUGUUAUAUGCGCUUCCAAUGCUGCACCAAAUGUUACUAUUACCUUUAUGCUAAAAGCUGGCAAAGCCAUUGGUCAAUAACAUUCCCCUCCCCAAAUAACAAUAGGUUGUUUCAAUCAGUAGAAGAGCUCCUUUGGGAGGAAGGGUGGGAAACAAAUUUAAUAAAUAAAUGGAUAGGUUUCCUUCACUAUAUCCUGUUUUUGGUGACUUUUCAUAACCACAAGUCUACCUGAAACUGAUUGGCACCUCCUUCAUAACCACAAAAUGUUCUAUCACGCUUUGUGUCUGUCUUGUUUUCUGUUCCAGCUAAAAUACUUCUAAAAGCCUCUCACUUAUGCCAAUAUGAUUUUCUAUGCCUACAAAAUCUAAUAAGCUUAUAUAUAUGCAUAUAUGUUGGUGCAAAAUGAAUAAAGCCCAUUCUUGUGCACUCUGGAAGUAUCUCGCCAUGGUCUCUAGGCAGAAAAGUAUUCCAUGUUACUUGCUUCUUAAGCUUUCCUUCCUUCCUUCUCUGUUUUCAGAGGAACCAUGACCCUAUCUAUGGUUCCUUCCAGACAUCUCCAGUUCUUAUACAUGGGACUAAAAUUCCACUAAAUGAACUCACACACUGGUGCUUCUCAAGGUGUAAAACAGAUAUACUGUGCAGUAAGAGACAUCACCUGUUGCUGUCAUACCUUGCAUCUCUGUGCCAGGAACUAAACUACUUUAAGUUUUAGGGGAGAGGCUGUAGCUCGGUGGUACAGCACACGUUUUAAAUGCGGAAGGCGUCAGGAUCAGUUCCUGGUAUCUUUAGAUAGUGCUGGACUCCUGACCCCAAACCCUGCUUUCCAAAGGGCCAGUGAGCGUUGUCGAAACUGAGCUAGAUGGACCAAUAGCCUGACUUGCUGUAUAAGGCAGCUUCCUAUGCCCUUUUGCGAGUCCUCCUUCUUAUUUAUUUCUGCUGCAGCCACUAGAAAAAUGCCAUAUACUUCUUAUAUUAUUAUUACGCAAAAGAAGGUUUGGACUAGAGUUCUAAUAAUUCGCAAUUGCGCAUCUCUACAACCCAACACUCAUGUAGAUACUGUAGACAACUUGCUUCUGCUUAGCAUGAUCAUUUUUACUGUUUUCACAGUCAACAAUCCAAAAGCUAUGUUUUUACUGAGCACCGGUAAAUUGACUGACGAUUUGCAACUAUUGUUACCACAUAUGCUUAUCACUGUUUGAUAAGCGCGUUCAUUGUGAUCCUUACUGGAAGCAGAGUUUCUGUUGUGACUUUCUUGAGUGCCUACACUGUCAUUUCAUUAUAAUGUUACAAUCAUAGCAAUAUGGUGAGGGUCUCUACUUAAAAAAUAAUUUUGGAAGGGACAAUAAGGACCAUCUAGUCCAACUCCCUGUGAUGUAAAGAUAUGCAGCUGUCUCAUGUGGUGAUCAAACCUACAACCUUGCUGUUAUCAGCACCACACUCUAACCAACUGAGCUAUCCACUUGGAUUGGGCUAUUCCCAUCCAGCAGUGCUGUGCCCUUGACAAAAUACCAUGCAAGUAUGCUAAUACUACUCAUCAUGCUAAGGACCCAGCAUAUGUUUUGCCAACUACCCAUAUUAUAUAUUUACAUGCAUAGAGAGGCACGUCUCUGAAUACUAGCUACUGGGGAUCCUAAAUGGGGAGUGCUGGAGGAGAUGAAGAGCGCCAGAUCUAUUCAUUGAUGAACCUCUCGUCUAUCUAUUGAGAAACAACAGAGAAGCGGACCUGGAAUAUUAGUUUCUCAGAGGCCAAGGUUACCCAGAGCUCAUUGCUGCUCAGUCGACUGAGCUACGAGAAAUGGUUAACCCAUUCUCUGACACUACUUGUAUACAUUUAUUUAUUCAUUUCGAGUAUUUAAUUUGUCCCUCCUGGAAAAAUUCAUGUGUAUGCCCAUGAAUGAUAUGUAUGUGGAUGCAUUUUAAAUUGGUCUUCUUGUGUGAAAGGUAUGUAGCAUGGACAAAAAAUGCACAACACAUAUUUGCAUACACAAAACCUUUGCUGUAUCAGAACCCAAUCAAUCUAUAUACAGAUGAUCAGCACUAUCAACUGACACUGAUUAUCACAAGUUUUGAGGAUGGAGAGAAAAACUGAUUGUAGCAUCUGUUUCCCAUUUUACACUUAAGGACAACCAUCACAGACAGUGCUAUACAUCUGUUCAAAGGGCAGAUCUUCAUGCAUAGCAACAUCUCUGGAUGAUGACCUGAGUGAUCAAAGUACUGAAACAGCCUCUGGUAUUAAUGUUUCAGCAUGUUUAUCACUCUCUUCAGAAAUGGCAUCUUUCAUUUGUUUUUAAAAAAGGUUUCUUUUAAAAAUAAUAAUUCAAAACUGCUUGCCACAUUUCAAAUGAAAAACUGCCCACCACUAUAUGCUGUUGUAUGAUAGUAUCAGCACAUUCAGAACCAUUUUGUUCUUGCAUCAUUAAUUCAUUAGUUCGUAAAACGUGUAUCCUACUUUUUUCUGACUAUAUCACAACCAAGAAAUAAUAGUGCCAUCUGUGACAAUGGCUGUCAAUCACAAUAAUAAUACCAGCAAUGACAGCACAAUGCAGUGAAAAUUGGAAUAGAUAUUCACACUUAAUGGCUUUUUUAAAAAAAUAAAAGGGUGUUUCACCCCACUCUUCCAGCACAUGAGUUAUUCCAGAUUAAUUAGCGCAAAAUUUUAGGAUGUGGAUUUGUGUGUGGUGUGGAGCUGUUUAUUAGUAUUCACACAAUGCUUUUCUUCUAUAUGUGAACCAUCUUGACCCAAACACCCAAGCUGUAAUAGGAAAACUCAUGAUAAUAGAUAUGGCCAGAAACAUUACCUGUGGCAAUACAGUUUUCUGCCAUGCUGACUGCAGGAUGUGCCACAGUUGUUGAGUGAUAGGACAGUUUACACAUUACUUUUCUCCAUGCAAAUGUGUUUUCUUCACAACAAGAAGACGAAUUUUUAUUUCCAAGAGUUGUUUCCCAAAUGAAUAGAUUGUACACUGUAGUCCCAUUGACUUCUUCCAUUUCCUUUGACUCUGGUCUAAAAGGACAUGUGGUUCCCACUAACUGCCCCCCCUUCACAAAACAUCCAGGGCGAGCUGUGACUCUGUGACCUGGGAAUUGCGGUUUGUGUCCUUUAGUCCUGUUACAGUUUCUCAGAAUGUUCUCAUUGAUUUCAAUGGAAGAAGGCUUUGUUAUAACUUUGGAAUUAUUUUGGGUUAGCUUAUUCCAACUCAAAAAAGUGAGGCAGAGGUUGGAGUUAAAAUGCUGCUGGGAGUUUAAUUCCAUUUAAAGAGAGAGAAAUUCCAAACAGAAUAUUUUUGAUAGGAACAUCAUGAGCUGUGCAUUGUUUCCUGAAAUGCUGAAACAGCUCUAGAGAACCUUUUUGAACUGAUGGAUAAACAGGGCAUAAUUAAGUACAUGCCUUAUAUAGUCUCCAAAUAUAUAUAUCAGUGUAGCAAUUGUUGCAAUUGAUAGACUUAUCUUAGUAGAACUCAUAAAGCAUAGGCCUGUUCUCUUAUUCUCCUCUUCCUCACAUUGCUAACUUCUCUGCUGACACUAUGCAAUCCAAAGAGCCAUUUCUAAAAGUCUACCACCACCCAGACAUCUGGUAUAGUGCAAGCAGCUGGUAGCUAGAAAAGAACAUUGCAAAAGCUCUUCUUCAUAAUUUGAAAUGCUUAUGGGUGGGCAUGGGGACUUGAAUCCCACCCAUUGUUUACACAUGUCUGUUCAAGAUGCAGUAGUGCUGAAAGGUGUUCAGGGGUCUCUAUUAGUAAUGCUCCUGGGAUAUAAAGCUCCAUUCCAACGUCAAUCUUCUAAUCAGGCCUUGAUUUGUGUCCCUACUCCAUGUGAGCUACUGUCACAACUAGAAGUAAAGCCUCUGUAUCAGUUGCUUGAAGACAAUGGGAAAAAAACCUCUGUCCAGAAGUGUGUGGUGCCUUCUCACUGGCCUUUUGGGGUGGGAGGGUGGGGUUGCAAUACAUAUCAUUUUCAUGGACAUAUAUUCUUGUUGUCUGUUCAUUUUUUUAAUUGGGCACUAUUUUAUGCUUGUUUUUUGGGGGGAGGGGUGGAAGCCACCUUGGAAACACAGCAUUCAAAUGUUUGGAAUGAAUAAACAACCAUAUUUCUUUCAAAUAUGUUUUAUUUUUAUUUGUUGUAAACUGCUUAGAGGUUUUUUUUAUUACAAUCAAGCAGUGUUUCAAUUUUGUGAAAUGAAAUGAAAAUGAAACAACUAGCUAUAUAGAUAGAUUGCUCUCACUGUGGCCCCACGACCUGUUUGAAAAAAAAAUAGAGAGCAAGGGAAACAAUAGUUUCAUUACAAACAAAGGAAGAACCUUUUCAAGAACUGAUCUUUUCAUUAGAGGGAAAAAAAGCAGAAUAGAUAGCAAACAUCACCCUCACAAUGCAGUUAUCUUCUACUCUCCUCAAAUUUCCUGGACUAGGAUAAGAGAUCAGGAUGACUCAAAAAAGUUUUCUGUCAGCAUUGUUUACAUCAUUUGCUCCAAUAAAGAACUGUCCUACUUGCUCAGUAUUUGUAGUGAAAGUUUGCAUUCAUAAAAAUCUAAUAAUAAAAUGCCACAGAUGCUGCCUAGUCAUAGGAUCAGUGCUCUAGCAAACCAUCCAAAGAAAAAUGGCAAAUUCAUAAUACUAUUCUAUAUAUAUAUAUAGCAUAAUACUAUGCUAUAUAUAAUACUGUGCUAUUUCAAAAUAGCACAGGGCCAUAAUUCUCAAAUACAUUUUAUUAUCUGUAUCUCACACUGUGAUGUUAACAAGCAGGUUUUCAAUUUAAUAAUAAUAAUAAUAAUAAUAAUAAUAUUAAUAAUGAUAAUACCCCACCCAUGUGGCUGGGUUGCCCCACCGUUCUAAUUCAUCCUCAAGAGCCACACACGCACACACACUUAUUUAUAAUAUUGUUUUAAAGUUAUAUUUAUUUGCACUUGAAAGCUAAAGUAAAAGUUGUGCAUUUCACAAAACAUGUUUAGUUUGCACAAUUUGGCCAAAUACAGAUUUUUAUGGACGGCCUUUUUUAUUCUUUCCAAGAACGCAUAAUAUUUUUGCAAGGUCUGAGAUGGUAAAGGAGAAAAGCAAACUGAAACAUCCAUUGGACUGGGAAAUAGUAGUGAUAAAGGAACAAUGAAUGAAGGAAUGUGUGCUGUUUUCCCAUAUUUGAAUAUUAUUAUACUUGAGGAACAUGUAUGGAGGAUGAUCUUUCAAGUAAUGGGACAAUAAGACCACAAGAUUUCAUAGGGCAGCAUCCAAGUAAUUUGUCUCAUCAAUGCAAGGAUUUCUCCUUGUGCAAAGAAACCCUUCCCUUUGUGUGCCCCACACACAAUGCAGAUCUUCUCUGAGCAGUACAGCUUCCCCCCUGCACUCCACUUCAUCCCCAUGUAUGCUGCUUACUUUGCCCCUGGCAUCAGUGCCAACUUCACCUUCCAUCCUGGUGCCACCUCCCUUGUUGGAUCAAUGUCUUAGCUUGCUUAGCCAUGUAUGGCACCUGCUGCAAAAGAGAAGACCUGAGUUUGAGGCUAUCACCCAGGGGAAACCAGGGCAUUUCUGUUCCUAGGAGAAAAACAAUUCUGGAAGAUAAUCCUAGAAGUUCCCAGUGGGAUGGAAUGGGUACUAAUUGCUGAUUUUUUUCAAUACCUCACCAUAACCUGGCUUCCAUGCUUGGAUAAGCCUUUCUUGCAUCUGCUUGUUUAGCAGAAAACUAUGGCCGGCAAUAUAGACUGCAAGCUCAACAGGGCUAGUCAUUGGUACAGGGCCACUUUUCUGAGCACUACCUUCUUUUUCUUGGUGUUUGCAGUAUUUUAAGGAGCUGUGACUAAAUUCUUAAUGCUACCGAGAAACAGUAAUUGGCACCAAUUAAAUUGCUACAUUCAUGUUUGAAUUGCUUUAACUGGCGAGACACACUGUCUUAUUUAUACUGAAAGUAUGUUUGCUUUGUGGUUUGCUCUGAAUCAGGGCCAGGAGAAACUAAACCAUCUUGAGCCUCUUUCUCUGAAGGCAUAUUCUCCCUUUGCAAGCUGGAUGCCACCUCAGUUCCAGAGUACUGAUUUAUUCAUUUAUUUUUGCCUCCAACAAGCUGUAAAAUAGAAUACCUGCUUGUCUGAGGCUUGUGCAUUCUCUCUCUCUCUCUCUGUGUGUGUGUGUGUGCUGUCCCUUUUUCUUAAAGUACUGCAGAUUUCUCCCUUCCAAACUUGGGAAUUUUCCAAUACAUAGUUGCAGCUAGGAGAAGAAUUCUUUCAAGAUGGGGAAACCAGGGCAUUAACUCUUCAGUCCUCAGAGAUCCAAAAAUCAGAUCUUGAUUCAAAUGCUCAAAGUACAUGAGAAGAGCCCUGCUGGAUCAGACCAAAGCCCGAUCUAGCUCAGUAUUCUGUCCCCACAAUGGCACACCAGAUGCCUAUGGGGAACUCCCAUGCUGAGUAAUAGCUAUACGUAGUUGUUGGGAUUGUGUACUAGGAGAGUUGUGUCAUCAGUAUGAGACCCAGUUCUGUUUCACCGUGAUAUCUGAAUCAGGACUGGGCCAGUGUCUGCAUGCAGUGCAGGCCUGGAUGAGGGCUGAAACUGAAACUGAAUUCUGAUAUGACAGAGGUCCUGCAACCAAUGGUUCUACUUUCCAGGGUAAAGGUCAGUUACCUGUUCUGGAUGGGGUUGCAUUCCCUCUGAAGGAAUAGGUAUGUAUUGUGGAAGCACUAUGUUGGGCUGCCCUUCUGCUUGGUCCAGAAGCAGUAGCUAGUGCAAAAUGCAGCAACAUGGCUUGUGGCCAGGAUUGCCUUGUUAUGUAUCAGCACAUAACAUCAUUGCCGAGGGAACUGCUAAAACGCUAUUGGUCCGAGCCUAAGAUUGGUCUGAGCUUAAGAUUUUAUUGUUUGUGUACAUAAAGCCCUAAAGAACUUUGGGCCAAGAUAGCUGAGGUACCACGAUAUACCUGCCUGUUCAGUGCAGUUACAUGUGUGGGUCCUUCUUGAAGUGCUGCAUGUGGCCAGAGGUACAUUCCAUGGCAGUUCAGACUAGGGCCUUUAACACAGCAGUACCUGCCCUGUGCAACACACAGCCCAUUGCAACUCCAAUAAUAUUGAUAACAGUUUGUCAGGUGCUAAAAAGUGCAUUAUUUUUACAGGCUUCCCCACAGGGAUGUUUAUUCGCAUGAAGUAGCUGGAUGCUUUUUAAGAACAGUUUCACCUGUUUCUAGUUGUUCUGUUUUUAUUGUUGUAUGCUGAUGUACUAUGAUGAUGAUGCUAAGUGGGCUUAUAAUUAUACCUAAUAAACAAACAAGACCACAAUUUAUGAGUGCAACUUGAGUACAAGAGCACUCGCUCCACUUGCACUCCCCUGUAGCUGGUAUUCAGAGACAUACUGCUCUCUGACUGUAAGUAUAUACUAGAGGUAGUUGGUAAAGAUGCACUUUUUUAGUGUUGAGAAAGAAAAGGAGACUUGAGAUUUGAUUGGCUGUAGUUGUGUUCCUGGUAAGCACUGAGAGUUAGGUUUGUUUGUUUGUUUGUUUGCUUGCUUGCUUGCUUGCUUGCUUGUUUACUCCAAGGAUGUCAGAUUAGGAGGUUAAAAAUAAGAUAUAUUGCAGGGCUAUGGUGUCUGUGCUACCAGCUGAAGAAGGAUGCAAAUCACAGUGGUCUAGCUUUUUUCCUUAUUAUUAUUUCCAUACUGAGACAGUUAAGAAAAAGACUGUAAGACACUAAAGCACAACACACCAAGCUUCUACUUCCAUGCUAGAUGACAGAAUGACUGUGACCUGAUUCAGUAACUAUGCCUAUUAGCACAGAAAAAAAGAGUAUUUCCCCAGUUGAAAGGACGUACUGUCUGAUGGACCAUUUGCUAAUUAUUUUGCUAACUUCAUGUUUCACACCAUUUUCUAUUUCUGUCUAUUUUCAUUCCUUUUUGGCUAGAAUUUGCUGGAAGUUGGUGUCAUGUUGCCUUCUGCUAUUUCACUGUAGGUUUUUCCCAUGACACCCCUGGUGCAUUUUCUCCCUGGAAGAAUAGUAUUCAUAUCAAUGCAGAGCAUGCCAUGAAACAGUGGCAGCCCUGUUUGAAUUAGCAUCCAAGCAUUCACACCUGGGAUUUCCUUUCUGUAUCAGUUUGAACGAUCCCCUCUCUUUCUUUCGUUUGCAUUGAUUUUAACAAUGUUUGGGUGCAUUUUAGUAAAUCCCAAGCUGCCUUCACAAUGGCAUCAUUACUAUAAGGGAAUUGUGAGUAUGUGUGAAAUGCACACUCUUCCUCUCCCCCCCCCCCCCCGUCUCUCUCACACACAACACAUGGCUCAGGUCCAAAUGAAGGCAUGGGAAUCUUUCUCCUGGCUUUAAAACAACUAACCAACCAACAAAACCUUAAAAGACAGUGAGUUUAAAUGGAAAAAUAGCAGGAGGUGGGGCUGAUUAACCCUUCCUUGGACGGCUAGUUAUCCACUCAAAAUCACUACCUAAACUUCCAGGGCCAAUCCCUGUUAGGCAGAGUGAAGUGGCUACCUCAGCUGUUAGAUGCUGGGGGGGGGGGAGCAGUGGUGAAGCCCCUUCAGCCAUCCACCUGAACCCACUGACUGUUGAAGGUCGGAGCCAAGUGUGCUUAUGUGGUCUGAGCCCUUCCCCAUCUUGUCCAUUUCCUCGGGCAGCAAAGUGCUGAACCUGAAAACAGCUUUUAUAUCUGAACUGGGGUGGGUGGGGAGGCACAGCUAAUAUCCAGUACAGUGGUACCUCGGGUUACAUACGCUUCAGGUUACAGACUCCGCUUACCCAGAAAUAGUACCUCGGGUUAAGAACUUUGCUUCAGGAUGAGAACAGAAAUUGUGCGGCGGCGGCACAGUGGCAGCAGGAGGCCCCAUUAGCUAAAGUGGUACCUCAAGUUAAGAACAGUUUCAGGUUAAGAACAGACCUCCAGAACGAAUUAAGUUCUUUACCCGAGGUACCACUUUAACUAUAUCCCAUCUGUCUGACUGAAGCAUCCUGCAAAACCUAGCAGCAAGUUUGCUGCUUGGCAUUGUGCAAAAAAGCUGGAAUUUCUGUGUGUGGCUGCGGCUGAUGGUAUGCCAGGCCUGGAAUGAGUAUAUCUUGGCUUGUUUCCCCCUUUUCCUUCUUGUGGCUUUCGUAUCCCUGAGAGAUGGAGAGGCUCAUGGAACUAACAGAAUGUUCUCUGUGUACCAGGCCUCCUCCUGCUGCUACAGAGGGCUGAGCUUUGCUGAGGAUGGGGCGACUAACAAGCCAGUCAUUUCAGUAGCAUUUGCAUUUUCUGUGCCACAUAAGAAAAGGGGCACUUGUUGAAUUGUUUCAGUAAGCAAGGCAGAUGAGAUGGUCUGUGAGCUGCAUGCAUGGUGAAUAAUAUCCUUUUCCCCGUGGUGGCCAGUGGGGCGUGUGAAGAGGGUUGUAUUGCUCUCCUGCAUUCCCAGUACAUCACAUUGCUGUUGCUUACUGAAAGGAGAAGGGGUGAGGCAUAGGGAGCUUGGUGUCCAGACUGGCUUCACCACCAUGCUCCAUGCUGAGCUCCCUGUGCCUUGCGUCUCCUCUCAGUUAAGUUGCAACAAUGCAGCUCUGUUGUGAAGGCAGAGGAGCAAGGCAUUCUCACCCACCCCACCCCACAAGGCACUACUACACCUUUCUAGGAGAUCAGUACCGAGGAGGACUGAUAGAAGAAAGAGACAAGGAUCAAGCAAGGUCUCCCAGUCAACUGCAAAAGCCAUGGCAGAAACAGUGCUACCUUCCCAGCAUCAGUGCCCUGCUUACUAGGUGGGUGCGAGCGUAGAUGGCUGCAUUGGCUCUACCAGUGCACCCAUGCAGCUCCAACUUCCUCCCACCAUCUCCAAGUAAGCAGCAGUGAUGUCAAAGCCAGAAAGCUAGUGUCACUUGCUUCCACCCUACCAGGCAAGCAGCUUCACACACCCACACCCACACACCCACACACACACCACUCCAUCCUUCAUACAGGCAAGCAAGAAGCAUUAUUACACUUCAAGGGCACAUUCUAGUUGGGCAAAAGCACUCAAUGAGAGUGCAGAGCAGGGCAGGUGAUGGGUAUGGCCUGAGGAGAGAAUGUGGCUGGGGCAGACAGAGAGGCCUGGAGGCCAAAUUUAUUCCCCAGACCUGAGGUGCCACUCUGACCCUUGAUGUAGAAGAGUGGUUUUGCUUAUUUAUUAUAAGUAUUUUUAUUCCACCCUUCAAUCGUAUUUGCAGGGAGGCUUACAGAAAUACCUUGUUCUUUUGGAAUACAUAAUUUGCAUGCUAGUUGGGUUUGCACACCUUAAGUGAAGAGAAGGGGUACAUUGUGCAAGGCCCUGUGCAUAUAUGUAUUUACUCGAAGAUUUACUCUGUAGAAAAAUUUGAAGUGGCAUGGGGUUUUUUAAAGAUUUAAUGUGGAAAAGAAUGAGUCACCGAAACACCUUCUUUUCAACCAAAAAGGUAGAAGCAGACCUGGAAAUUAGGCCAAGCUGACACCUGACCCAUUGCUUUUCCACUGAAAAAAAAUUCAUUGAAAAUAAUAUAUCCAUGAAUGUGUGGAUUUGGGACAUUGGGAUCAUGCUUGGUGAUUGCUUGUUCAGAGCCGAAUGCUUGAAUAGGGCCUACGUGUACAUGAUCAAGUUGCAUGAUCAAGAAUCCUGGAAAAGGCCAACGUCCUGUUCAGUUGCACAGCUGUAGGCUUUGGUCGGACCUGUGGCUGAACUCUCAGAGGUCAGGGGCAAGUCAGGGGCAGCAGGAGUGACUGUGCAUCCUCCAGUAAAUACAUUAGUUCUUGCAGAUAUGUUGCAUGCACAGGGUUCAGGGUUCUCCUAACUGGAAGCUGCGCAUACACCAGCUCAUCAUAUUGCUACAUUAUUGUUAGAUAUACAGUGGUACCUUGGUUGUUGAAUGUAAUCCGUUCUGGAAGACCGCUCGACUUCCGAAACGUUCAAAAACUGAGGCGCAAUGGGCUGUCAGCAAGUUCAAUGGGGAAAAUUGAGAGAUGCGCCUUGGAAGCUGUUUGACUUCUGAGGUGUGUUCGAAAAUGGAAGUGGUUACUUCCGGGUUUUCGGCAUUUGGGUUCCAAAUCAUUCAGCUUCUGAGACGCUAAAAAACUGAGGUUCCACUGUACUUCCUUUUUCAUCCAUGUUCCGCAUUCCCAGGCUUUGUUCUGCAUGGAAGACAAAGGGCACCUUAGCCAUGCAGGAGGCUUCAUGGAACUUGACAUCCUGCUUUUCUAUUAUUCCCAUUUAUACAGACAGAGUCUAUAUGCAUCUUGUACCCGUGUAGGCUCUGUUUUGCUUUUAUCUAAUGGUGGGAGAUCCAGUCCUGUUCCACCCACUCUCUGCACAGCCCUUCUGAAUGCUAAUCUGGAUUCCUUUUAACCACUUAAAAUCCACAUCUUAAACUGAAUGAAAUGGGAACCCUGGUUAGUGUUAGUAAUUGUUAGUGCACUGUCCACAUAAACGUAAUGUUCAACCAUGGUUAAGUUCAACAAGGAAAGUGAGCAGGGGAGUUCAUAUUGGUGAGUGCAAAAUAGAAGGUGAGGCAUGUUCCUGGUAUUGGCUUCAUGCCUUCCCCUGGGAAGCAGCAUGAAGACAUAGGGCUUUUCCAGAUGACCUGUUCAUUGAACAUUCAUCCUGAUUUGUUUGUUGAAAAAUUAUGCUGAGGUUAUAUGACAUCACUGUUUAUUGAGCAUUCAUUCUGAUUUGUUUGUGUGGAGCUUAUAUGUUGUUGCCAUUAUCCCACAUUUCCACAGCGCUUUCCUGCCCCUUUUCUUACCACAAAAAUGUAGGGUUUCAUUGGAAGCAGGUUUGUUUGCAAGAGCGCUAAAUCCAUUUUAACUGCGCAAACAAAAUUUGCUGGGUUUUGAUUGACUCAUACCUGCAAAAUAGUGACAGUCUGGAAACAGCCGCAGCACAUAGCCUAACACGGGGUAGGCAACCUAAGGCCCGGGGGCCGGAUGCGGCUCAAUCGCCUUCUCAAUCUGGCCCACGGACAGUCUGCGAAUCAGCGUGUUUUUACAUGAGUACAAUGUGUCUUUUUAUUUAAAAUGCAUUUCUGGGUUAUUUGUGGGGCCUGCCUGGUGUUUUUACAUGAGUAGAAUGUGUGCUUUUAUUAAAAAUGCAUCUCUGGGUUAUUUGUGGGGCAUAGGAAUUCGUUCUUUUUUUUUAUUUCCAAAAUAUAGUCCGGCCCACCACAUGGUCUGAGGGACGGUGGACCGGCUCACAGCUGAAAAAGGUUGCUGACUCCUGGCCUAACACAAAGUAUCCAGAAGGACUUUGGGCAGCAACUUGAAAGGUUCAUGUUACGCAGAAGUUCUCCUAUGGUACUCAGUUUAGGUGCACAAUUCAUGCUGGGAACAUACAUUAAUUUGAGUCUGUAUAUUCAGGUCAAUUAGCGAGACUAUAAGAUCCCUUUUACUGCCUAGAUUUGUUUUCUUCUCAGCACCCUCGUCCUUGUUAUUCUUAAUGAUGAGGAUUCAAGAGAGGGUGGUUGUUUCCUGACUUUCAAAUUAGCUCCCUUCCUCUUUUCCUCUUCAUCUGGCCUAUCAUUAAAGAACGACUGCAGCUGGUCGAUACAUGGGAGGAUGUCUGAAUCUGCUCCUAGUUUAGUUUUUACCACAGUGACAAAGUUGAAGUGAUUGUAACUAAGCAGCUGAAGGAUGUAUCCCUCCCACACACCAGUAGCAUAUUGGUCUUUCUUCCUUUUUGUUCUUUCCUCAUGUACUCCUUAGAAAAACAUUUUUCUUUAAUUAAUAAAAGCUGAUGAUGGAUCACAGUUUCCUAGCAGUUUUGAAUUUGUCUGACAACACAAAAACUUCUCUGUCUGUUCAUUUAAAGGGAGUCUUCUCCUCACAACCAGAUAAUUUUUCUAUCUAGUUCUCUGGUGUUUUGUUUUUUUAAAGCUUUUUCUCACCCACUUGAAUUUAAACCAGUGGUGCAGUAUGGUACAGUGGUGCCUCGCAAGACGAAAUUAAUUCGUUCCACGAGUUUUGUCGUCUUGCGAUUCUUUUCGUCUUGCAAAGCACGGUGUCAGGAAAGUUUUGGAAAAGCUUCAAAAAUCACCAAAGUCUUUAAAAACCUCAAAAAAGGCUAUCACACCGCGUUCUAUGAGUUGCUCCUCGAAGUCAAGUUGCAACUGUAUUAACGGUGUUAAGAAAAAGGAAACAAACUUGCAAGACGUUUCCGUCUUGCGAAGCAAGCCCAUAGGGAAAAUCGUCUUGCGAAGCAGCUCAAAAAACAAAAAACCCUUUCGUCUAGCGAGUUUUUUGUCUUGCGAGGCAUUCGUCUUGCGAGGUACCGCUGUAAUUUUAGAUUCUGGUUUAAUAGACACUCCACACCCUUAGACUGCUCUUUAGACAGCAAUGUGUAUUAACUUACCUGAUCCAAAGUAUAUUAAGCCAGCCCAUCUGUGCUUGGACACACAGCCAUGCCCAUUCUGCUGAUCUAGGCCCCACCCAUAAGUCCUGAUCUCAUGGCAUCAUUGACCUAGGUUUCUUGCUCCAGUUCACCAAGCGUGAGCUGGUCCCAGAAACACAAGGGAUGUCCUCAUCACUCAGGAUGGUUCCAAGCUGCUUGCAUUUAUAGAGAAAGUGACUUUGCGAACCCAGGCAAACCUUAUGUCCUAGUUCCUGAUGCCAAAUAUGCAGUGGGUGGGGUGGGGGAGAGACAGUUGCAGUCUGGAGGGCAGACUCUGCAGAUGGUGCCAUGAGAAAGUGCUCCGUGCCAUUAGAAGUGACAACACAUCUCAAAUGGAGCAGACAUGCAAAAUCGGCAGAAUCAGAGACACAGACCAGCACUGAUCUUUAAGGGCCAGUGAAUGGGAGCUUAGGAACCAGUUGGAGUAGUUUCAUCUAUAGAGACUGCAAAUCUGGAAUUAUGGGAUAGGAGAAGAGGGUUGUGAUAAACUAUAGAAGUAAUCAAGUGGUUGCAUGUAAUUGCAUCUAUAUGGACUGUAAUAGCAGUGGCUACAAAGUGGUGUGGAGGUAUAACUAGUCCUUCCCCACUGUUUUGUUGUUGUUUUUUUGCUCCUAGCGCUAUCUUCAGGAAAGCCAUUCUGCAUCCUCUGUGCCUGCCCCAUCUAUAUACAUUAAGAUAUUUUCCCAUGAACAGUUCCAAGAUUUCUCGUUAUUCAGAAGCAAGCGAAUGCACUGUGGGGCUGUUCUUUUAACAUGAAGCUGGGGGCAGAGGAAGCAUACACAGUGAGCAGGGUGAAUAAUAUCAAUGCUCCAAGACUGAGGAAUUAUUUAUAACACUGGCAGCUUGCCAAACAGAUGUUCCAUUUUAUUUUAAACUUAAACAACGCAGGCUCCCAUUUCUACUGCCCCCAUAGACCCGAAUGGGGUCGGGGAGCAUACUAUGACUUGAUCCCGCAUCCCCUGGAAAGCUUAGAAUAGGGAUGCUUUGUGCUCUCCUAAGAAAUAUGGUGAAUAGACUCAUAGCAGCACUUUAGUAUGGGAUCACACAUAGCAUAUCAUUCACAUGCCUGGCUUUACACUCAGACACACUUCCACAUCGACGAGGCUGACCCACACACAUAUGCACAAAAAUGCAGAAAACCCUGCACACACAAACUAAUACAGUGGUACCUCAGGUUACAUACGCUUCACGUUACAUAUGCUUCAGGUUACCGACUCUGCUAACCCAGAAAUAGUGCUUCAAGUUAAGAACUUUGCUUCAGGAUGAGAACAGAAAUCGUGCUCCGGUGGCGCGGCAGCAGCAGGAGGCCCCAUUAGCUGAAGUGGUGCUUCAGGUUAAGAACAGUUUCAGGUUAAGUACGGACCCUCCGGAACGAAUUAAAUACUUAACCUGAGGUACCACUGUACUGAACCCUUGUGAACCUCAGAGGCAGUCUGGUUUUGUUAUGAGAAAAUAACUAAGAUCAGAAAUGCUGAGUCACACAACUGGGUCACUCACUGCAUAACACAGAAAAGCACCCAUCAUUGUUUCCAAUAGUCAUUUCCUCUAUUGUAACUGUGUUUCUCAUUACUAGCCCUCGCCAAGUGUUUUGAAAGGUCAAGCCCUGCACUUAGCAAUAAACAUUCGGAAACUUGGGCUUGUUUCACAUGGCUGUCACUGCAUAUAAUUGCAGACAAAUUCAUGUGCCCACCUUGGUCUCACUUAAGAGCAUGUGGAUAUAGGCAAACACCCCUUCUUUGACUUACUUUUGCCUGCUGUCAGGAACAGGCCAUUGUAGCCAAAGCUCAUUGUGAACUGCUAUCCUUCACGGCUCUAAAUAUAGUAUGGCUGUCAGUCAAAGCCCCUGAAUCCCAGAAUGUGGCUUUUCAUCAAGGUGGAGCCUUGAGACUCCACGAGGCAUGGGGACGGUGUGGUUCUUUUCCCAGAGUGGAGAGCAAGGACUGAGCCAGCCUAAUGUGAAAUCAGUCUUGGUCACAGAUCCCUGUAUCAGUAAGGGGCAUGGAUCUUACUGUUUAAAGAAAGAGCUAUCUGUGUCCAUCUGGAGUAUUCCACUCAUUCUGACAUGGAAGGAGGGAAUGGCAGUAGAGGAUAAACCGACACAUCAGCGACCUGAUCCACAACCCUUUGCUGUUAGCAGCAAGCCUGCUAUGGGCGCUCUACCAGAGAUUAUCCAUCAGCAAGCACAUUCCAGCACAGUAUGAAAGCUGCUCAGCCCUCAUGAUUCAUUACCACAUUUAGCCCAUGAAACAAAGCUGUUUCUUUUCUUUGUUUCCACUGCUAGUCUUUGUGUACAGGCUGAUGCUACUAUUUUAUAUUCUAGGCAUCAGUAUCCUUGCCUUGGUUUUUAGUUCUCCAUUACAAUUACCCAAAUUAAAGGAGGGUGAGUAGUGUCAGACUAGAGCCAGAUUCAGCAUGGUGCUGGACAGCAACAGGAUCAGCUCCCCCAACACACGUAUUAUAUAUGUUUUCAUUGGCAUUUGAGAAAGCCUGCAUUAAUAAAGCAGCUCCCUACAUCAGCCUUUAUGUGCAUACUGUUGUACUUCCCCUUUCCACAGGAUGACAAAUGGAACCUCUUCAACAGGUUCAUAAUACAGGGCUGGUCCUAUACAGUCAGUGAGAUAGGAGGUCUUCCUGAAACUGUAACCAGACCUUUCUACAAUCCAGCUUGCUGCAAUUCAGCGUAAUCAGCAGGGGUGGAAACAGCCCUAAAUGCCUAGAUCCAGGAUAUAUUAGGGACCUCCUUAUUCCAUGCUAUCGAACCUGCUCCCUUCAAUCAGAAGGAGAGACUGUCCCUUGUCUUCCACCUAGGGUGGAACCAUGUAUGACUGGUACAAGAGAGAGGGCCUUCACAGUGGCUGAACCCAGAUGAUGGAACAUCUUGCCCUGAGAAGUAUGGUUGGCCGCUUCCUUCUUGUUUUUUGUAUGUUCCUAAAGAUUGUUUUAUUCUUGCAGGUUUUUUUGUUGUAUGUGGCAGAUAAGGCUUUUAUGCUUGAUCUUUUAUACUGCUGAUCCUGUCUCCCUGACUAGCUGUUGUAUAUUGUUGCUUUUGGGGGGGUGGGGGAAUCUAUAUUUAAAUGUAAACUUUCCUGAGUCAUGCUUGUGCAUCAGAAGGGUGAGACAUAAAUGUAAACAGUGCUUUUUUCUAAAAAAAAUGUACCCCGCCCAUCUGGCUAGGUUUCCCCAGCCACUCUGGGUGGUUUCCAACAAAGAUUAAAAAUACAUUAAAAUAUCACACAUUAAAAAGUUCCCUGAACAGGGCUGCCUUCAGAUGUCUUCUAAAUGUCAGGUAGUUGCUUAUCUCUUUGACAUCUGAUGGGAGGGCAUUCCACAGGGUGGGCGCCACUUCCGAGAAGGCCCUCUACCUGGUUCCCUGUAGCUUUGCUUCUCUCAGUGAGGGAACCGCCAGAAGGCCCUCAGUGCUGGACCUCAGCAUCCAGGCAGAACGAUGGGGGUGGAGAUGCUCCUUCAGGUAUACUGGGCCGAGGCCGUUUAGGGCUUUAAAGGUCAACACCAACACUUUGAAUUGUGCUCGGAAAUACUGCCCCUCAAUGAGGCCAAACUUAGAUUCACAAAAUGUUUAGGGGUAUGCGUAUCCCUGCGUACCCCCAGAAAAAAGCACUGGAAAUAAAUAACAUUGGCUGAGGGAGGGGGGUCUGUUUCCCUUUCCUCUGCUGUUAGCCUCACAAUUUUACCAAUCGCUUACACUAUGGGCCAAGAUUCUGACCCAAAUUGCAGCAUCUUCCUCUCUUUGAUUGUACAGGUUAGAUAAGGUGGAAGUUUUUAUCAGUCUAAGUGGAAGUUAUCUAGAAGCUGUAUGCUUUUAAAAAAAAUCCACACAAAACCUGAAGCUGUUUAUUUUGUUUUUAAAAAUUGUGUUUUAUUGUAAUUGGCUUUCUGUUGUGUCUGUUAGUUGCUUUGAGUCAUUUCCAUGAGUAAAGUGACUAAUUAAUAAUCAUAACAACAACAAUAAUAGAAAUAGAAGAUCCCUGAGACUUUGUACUUCUGUGCAUACAUGCACAGAGACCACCAGCCUCCUGAGACCAUCAGUCCCAGCUUAGUUUCAGUUUUCAGACAUCUGCGUUUUAUCAUAAAUUGUUUAUGCACUUUCAAAGGCUCCCUACAUGUGUCUGCUCUUCUGGAUUUCAAUGAGGGGAUAGGAAAAUGGCUUUCUCGUGAUAAUCUGGACUAUGAGUAAACAUGGUGUCAUGGGACUCUGAAGACCCCAGAGGACAGAUGUUGCAAUAAUGGAUGUUUAAAAAACACACACACACAACAGCCAUAAAAUGCUUUGAUUUAUUUAGAUUAUAGAGUGGGAAAGAAAUGGACUUGGAGAGGAGGCCAGGUUGACAGGAAGAAGGAGGGUUAGUGCUUAUUGCAAAGGCAGAUCCACAUGUUAGAUGGGGUUUUUUUACAGUUUACCUUGGCUUGUCCCAGGAAGAAUAAUUUGUUGCCAAAAAGUGUGAAAUGCUCAGAACUUUUUAAUCAAACCAGAACCUUGCUUGAGACAUUGGUACGUGCCAGAAUAGUAUUAGGGCUCUGACAGUGCUUCCUUGUUACACAUGGGCAUGUAUGAUCUCACUUAAUGACUCAGAUACAUUUUUAAAAGCAAAAAUAAAAUGUAUUUUAUUUUCUUCUAAUUUGUAACAGCUGUGCUCUGCUUGCUUGGCAGAGUCUCGGUCUAGCAAGGCAUUGUGGGAAAUCCUGAAAGUGCAGGCCAGUUUUAAGCAGCAGUUUCUAAAAUAGACAUUGUUUCCAGUAGAUUAGAAGAAGGCAGGAUCCAGGUCCAAAUUCAUAAUUUUUAAAUGGAGUUAAAUGAAGUUUUAACUUGUAGCUUUUAGUGAUAUGUUUUCUUUUUUUCUAUUGUGCAUUAAUGUAGUUAUGAUUUUAACUUAUUGCUGUUUUAAUGUGAUUUGUAAACCACUCUGGAAUUUGAUAAUAAAUAUUCUAAAUAAUAAAUAAAUAAGAUGUUGUUUUAGGUCAAAUUUAUUUAUCUUCCUAGCUGAAUACCCUGGGCAAUUAAAAAAAGAAAAAAGAAAAAUGAGAGGGGAAGAGAGAGUGGCUAUUCCUAGACUCAUUGGUUGUAGAGAGUGCAUGUGGAUCAAAGUUCUACAUUUCCCCCCACCAUCUUCCCUUUGCUCUUGGAUCCACUUAGCUGGAAUAAGGGGUCAUCUGAACCUUUGUAAUGAGCACAUACAAAGAGUUAUAGAGUUGGAAACUGGUACUUCUUUUUGGGGGGGGGGUUUAAUUUUUUUUGAUGACCAUUGCUCAAGUUGUGAGAUAACUUGUUUGGUUAUUUUUCUUUAUAUGUAUUUUCAUCUUCCCUUUCAGACAGACUCUCGAGGUGCCUAACAAAAUUUUGAAAGAAAAGACAUAUUGGAACUGCCAAAACAUUUACAACUAGUUCAGUCAGUAACCAGUCACAAAACAACAAUAAAAUCAAAUGAUAUUAAAAGUCAGAGACCAUAAAAACAUCUUUAUCACUCAAUUAAAUGCAUUGAAUGUAGCUGCCUGAGAAAUUGUCAAGGAGUUCCAGUCCCGCAUAAGACCCCCAAAAUCUGCUCCACAGGGUCCCCCAAGCCUAUACUGUAGAGUAGAUUGUGAGGCUGUAUUGGUGGCUGCAGUGGGGAGGAGAGGAACCCCAUUGCAUGAGCAGAAAUCUUUGAAAUGAAAAGCUGCAUAGCUUUGGCGGUAUCUUUUGGUGUUUGAGUAGGGAUUUCAAAGGCAAAAGCUCAACAAUUUUAGGGUCUUCCUAAACAACAACAAUUGUGAGUAUCCAGCAGUUUCCUCUGCAGAUAGCCUUGUUCGUAAUGCUAGCUGGUUCUGGUUGGAAGUAAUGGUUAGGGGGCCCUGCAGAGCAGAUUUUGCAGGCAUAGAAGGGGGCCUGCAGGGGAUGGGAAGGGGAAGUACUAAAUAUUACCUUCCUGUUCCAUUUGCAGGUGCCUUCUAUUAACAAAGUGGCACCCAUUGGACUUUACUCUUUUUGUGGUAAUACUAACCCAGGAGUAGAAGAAAAGAGGCCACAGGAAAGAAUUAAGCACUACAUUAGGGUUUGUGUGUGCACAUGCGCACAUCUGGGUGAAACAGCUGCAGUUGAGAGAUUUAUCAUUCAUGUUGAUCCUACUAAUCCUCAGUCUGCCUUUUGGCUAGCUGAAAGAAGUACAGGAUUUGGCUAGCAAAGGAUAAACAUGGUGGUUGGCAUAGUUUCUACGUGGCUUAGAGGUGUUGGGCAUGCUGAAUCAGCAUACCUGCUAUUAAGAGAGGAAGAAAAACAACCUUUUGCCUCGAAGUGCCCUUCAAGUGGAUUUCCAUAACGUAUUUCCCCCUCCAUUUCAAGUUAACCUUUUCAGUAAACCCAUAUCUCAUCAUAUUGAUAGGUGCUGCAGACUAGAGGUUCAACAAAUGCCACAACAAUGGAUGAACCCAUGGUUGUUGUUGUUGUUGUUGUUGUUAACAAUGGCCUAAAAUCUGAACACACACUGGCUCAUUCAGGAAAUUGAGAUAUGGAUGGUAUCCACCAUAAGAUCAUUUUUUUUAAAAAUGGCCUUGCAAUGGGGAAAAAAGGUCAAACCUGAUCAGUGGAUUAAUCUACCCCGUAUAAUUCAUGGCUCAGAUUUCCGCAUUUGUAUAUAUAGACUAGCAGGGUCUACUAACUUAGAGUUGGAUUUGCACCUGGUAGAUUCAGUCCUGACGUCAGAUGGCGACUUAGACAUUGGCCUUGGGUAAAUCAUGACCUUUCAGGAUAAGUGAGAUAGAAAUAGCAAUGAAAAGGUAAUGAUGCAAGAAUUUGGUAAAUAUUGAAUAUAAGCUAUGAGUUUUAAAGUUUUUAUAUGACAAGAGGGAAAAUAGAAUAAGGAAACGUAAUGACAGAUUGUUAUGAAAAAACAGAAAGGAUUUGCUGUAAAAAUUAAAAAUAAGAAACAAAAGAGGGAGGAGGAGGAAGACUAGAACGGAAGUCAAUAGAGAUUGUAAAGGACUUUAUAUUUUUGUUUUUCUGUUUCUCUUUUUUUUUUUCUUUGCGGCUGGGUUUUCUUUUCUUUUUUGUUUAUGUACUAUUUUUGUUUUUUGUAUCCGUAAAUUUUUUUUUGGAAAUUUUUGUUGUUAUUUUUUGAAAAUUCAAUAAAUAUCAAUUAUAAAAAAAAAGAAAUAGCAAUGAAGAACCUCAUUGAACUGUGUCUAGGAAAGAGCUGGAAAAGAGGCAUUUUUAAAAGUUUAACCAUAUGGGUAAAAAUUUAACAUAAUAAAUCCUGAUCUGCAUGUUUGCAGCACAGCGUCAUUCAUUAUUGUCCAUUAUCAUGUAUUUAAGUGUUUUGCUGUUUUUAUUAAACAGAAAAUAAGUGCCAGAGGUGCAACAAAAUCAAAGUUGUUGCAUUAACAUAGCCCAUAAUACUAUUUUGACUGUUGUGCCUAAACCCAUGCAGCCUGUUUUGUGCAUCAGCGUGGACCUCAUACAAGAUCACGGCACACAGCAAGAGUAAUAAAUAAGUCAAGCUGUGCACGCAAUUAAUCAAUAUGAUUUAGCAACAAUAAUAUUUUAUAAUUCAGUGGUGGGUUCAGAAAAAAUUCUCAUGGAAAAAGAGGCUGUUGCUUGAACAUAUGGAGAGAAAGAUCCUAAAUUACUGCAGUACAUAAAAUUAUAAUGUUGAACUGUAAUGUGAAUGGCUAAGUGAAGUGUGCCAUAUAAACACAUAAUAAAAUGUAAAAAAUGAGCUGUAUGUGCCCAGCAUCUGCCCACACUUUGCCUACAUUGAGGCCAGAAUAAUCUGCUCUUUGUUUAUAUUAAUACUGAAAAAGGCUCCCCCCCCCCCCCGCUUUUUUGCAAGCUAAACUAGUCACACAUCUCCCUCCUCUCUGGAUACUAGUGACCAUAAGCUGCAAACUGACAUCUUCCAUCAAAGGAAACUACUGAGUGGUUUAUCUGUUGAGAUGCAAGCAUUUCUAAACUAUGCAAGGCAGAGUGAUAACGAGAUUGGAAGAAAGGUAAGACAUUACAGUUUGGACACAAUGCGAAGUCAUGUGUAGUAAUAGCUAGUAUCCAUAUUCUUUUCCUAGUGCUGAUAACAAUUCAGUGCAGCCCCUGAGGGCAGGAAUGAGCUCUGUGGCCACCCAAAACUCUUCCAAUUAAUUUUAGUGAAUGAUGUGAAGGAUUUUAAUAAUUUCCUUUAAUUUAAGGGAAAGGGGUAGGUUUUUGACAUUCAUUGACCCAUGGAUAUACUUGAAAACAUAUAUAAAAAAAAUUCUGAAACCAAGUUUUAAAAAAAGAGUAGUUUUCAGCUAUCUUGGUUUCUUAGCCCUAUCUCAAGAUGGAAUCAAUUCUCUCUCUCCCCCCCCCCACAAUGCUGAACAAGUUGACAUCACAGAAAUAACCAGUCCCUUUCAGUUGGUCUGUUCUUUUUGAUACAAGCAAAGAAACUCUACUAGCUUGAUGACUGCCAGGGUAAGUGUUCAGGAGCUGUACGUGUGUAUGGUUACGCUGUGGGAAAUCCUGUCUGACACUACUGUUGAGAUAGUCCAAAACUGAUUUGAGCUGUUCACUACAUCUGGCACUGUGCUUUUCAGGGACUGAAGUGCCUGUUUCCCAUUCAGAACAGACUGUACCCCAGAGUGAUGUGACCUCUCGUCUCCUCUUCCAGCCACAUUCCUUUUUUACAAUAACAAAUCAUUCCCAUGAUAGGCUCCCAACUAUUUCCUGUUGAGCAGUUCUGUGGUAGGGGCAAAAAGGGUGACCAGAAUCAUUCCUGUUGCUACAGUAUAAAUCCUAAAGGAAUAGUGGUGGUUGAGGGAGGAAAAAAAUAAACAACUGUCCAUGGAGAAAGAUAAGGGCUGUGUAAACACAAUGAGGCUUUUUCUGGGUUUAUUUGGACCUCACCAUAGCUGGCACUUGGAUGGAUUAUGAACGUAUGCAUAUAUUCUUACAUUCUGAAGAUGUAGGGGGCUAAGGAGGGUACUGUGCAAUCAGCUUGUCAGAGGAUGCUCACUUGAGCUCCUUUCUUCAGUUCUGGAACAGUACUUUUCUAGUUCUUCUCAUCCUUUGAUUACUUGGGGAUGAGCGGUAGCUGCAUCAUAUUAUACUUGACUGCUACACUGUUAAGCUGCGUGUGAAAAAGACAUUGUGCCUCUGCCUAUUUCCUUGAAGUGAGGAGUAAAGAGGUGAGGUGUACCCAGUCCAUGCGGCACAGAGACAGUCACUCUGCCACUGCACAGUGCCAACUGUUGAUGCAACCUGCUGAUGAGCUAUGAUAGAAAUUAUUCUGACAAAGGACCAGUUACACCUGCCAAGAUCCCCUCUUCUACAGAGCAACAGUGUAAGAUCCUCAUUCUCAGUCGAUUGCAUAUGGUCUGAAACUCUCCAGAUGUUUUGUACUACAACUCCCAGCUCUGAUUGGAGUUGUGGCCCACAGAAGCCAAAGGGCACUACACUGAGAAAGGCUGACGCAAAUGUCACCCUUUAGUAAUAACAGCUGCUGCAAAAUGGGUUUUCUCUGUUAGAGUCUUAACAAUGCAAGUUGAAAAGGCAGAAACACAAACACCCAACACAGAGUCUGGACUCUUGAGGGUCACGUAUGAGUCUGGAUCACAGAUCUUGCUGGCCACACAUAAGAGAUUCACAACUUCCAUACGACAGCCAACUAUUUGGCCAUUAAAGAAGGUGGACAUUAUUUUCCUCUUUUCUUACUUACCUCUUGAUGUAAGCAGGGAAAAGUAACAUGGAAAGAGGUUCAAAGAGAUAAAAAGGGCACACUCACUUUUGCAGUUCUGCUACAAACACUAACAUAUUUUUUAUUGCAGCCCCUCUCUUCCAGCCUAACCCAACUACAGCUUAUCCUUUUAACCAUUUUAUCACCUCUUACUCAUCCACCCCAACUUCUUGAUAUGCCUUCCUAUCUCCAGAUGCAAAUGCAUGACGUUAAUUAUUUGUAUUCCAUCUGGUAAGGUCAAAUGUGUGGCAUUUGAUGGAAUCCACAUGGAUUUUAAAUGAAAUGUAGUCUUUGAGUCAGCAUGAAAGCCCUUUCUAGGAGUAUGAGAACAGCUUUAGUGAGCAACAGAAAGAUUUGUUCUCCAGCGUAGUACAUUGAACCCUUCUGGGAAAGGGCCACGUUGAAUAAACAGAAGUGCCCCCUCUCUUAUUUUCCUUUUAUCUCUUCCAGUCACGAAGUCACAAUUUGAAAGAAAAAGAGCUAGGAAUGAUGAACAUUUUCACAGAGAUUGGAAAUCCUCAAUAUUUUCUCGAGGUAUUCAUGUUUAAUCAUUCCACCAAGGCAGAUAUACAAGGGACAAUGUAAAGACCCCAUUAUAAGCACUACUUCAUACACUCCAACAUUUCUCAAAUGAAAAUAGGGAUGUCCCAUUCCAUAACGCUAAUUUUACUAUUUAUACCCCACACUGCUUACUGGGUUUCCCCAGCCACUCUGGGCAGCUUUCAACAUAUUAAAAAACAUCAUUAAACAUUAAAUAUUAAAAAAAAUUCCUAUACAGGAUUGUCUUCAUACAGGUCAAGAGUAAAAUAACUCCAUACCCUCCAACAUUUCUCCAAUGAAAACAGGGACAUCCAACCAUACCCUCAAACAUUUCUCCAAUGAAAAUAGGGACAUCCUAAGGAAAAGUGGGACAUUCCGGGAUCAAAUCAGAAACUGGGAUGGCUUCUCUAAAUCAGGGACGUUCUUGGAAAAUAAGAUACUUGGAGGGUCUGCUACUUUACUGCAAAUUGUCCUAUUAAAAUGAGCUAGGAACACAGAUGUGAGAAGGCUAUCUGAAAUAACACUGUAGCAAUUGCCUCUCACACUGCUUUUGAUUCUAGCCUUCAUUUUAAAUGAUGUUUUCACAUGUGAUGCUAAAAUAAAAGCAUAUUUAAGCCUCUUUGGCGUCACAAUGCAAAAUGUGAAUCUUGUUAAUGUGGAAGGUUUUGCAGCAGAGACAAUAGGAUGAACAGUGUAGGCAACAUUGGCUCUGCAUGCACAUUAUUAGAUAGAUUUAGAGCAACCAGUUUCAGCCUUAUUUAUAAAAUCUCUCUAAAUUGGGAUCAGUGCUGAUUCCUGCUAAUCAACAGGCCCUGAAAAUCCCUUUAAAGGUUCAUUCAUAUUAAGGAGCACUCUACUUGCUUCACUUUUCUCAUUUCACAUCAUUUUCCUUUUCAUGCUAUGUCCUACUUUAUUUUGAAAUAGAUUUUAUUCUCACAGACCAACCCCUUCUAUCAAGAUUGUAUGUAUAGGGUUUUGUUUUUUUGUUUUUUAAAGGGCUGGUAUAAUUUUAGAGAAGUUGUGUUCAACCUGUUCUGAGUGGAGUCACACUCCCCUUAAAGGAUCAGAUUCACAGUUUGGUGGUACUGAUACAACCAUACCUCACAGUGCCUACAGGGGCUGCAUGAACCACAGCCCCUCCUGGAUAGAGACAGCCAACAUGGCCACUCCAAAACAUUGUACAUGGAACUGCCUUUGAAGACUUCUAUGGAACUUCAGUUAGUACAAACGCAGUGACUAGUUUGCUAAAUGGGAUGGGUUAGUUGCUACCUAAAUGGUUUGGGAGCUGACUGCCUGAAGAACUGCCUUCUUCCACACAAGCCUGCCUGAACCCUCUGUUUUUCACUGGAUAACAUUCUUGGUGUGAGAUUAGACAGAGGUGACUGGACAGAGACAGGCUCUUUGGUCAUAGUGCAAUGAAUGCCCUUCCUAUGAAAUGCAAUCUGGCAUCAAUUCUGCUGUCCCUUUGGUACCAGAGAAGACAUUUUUAUACUCCCAGAAAUGUAGUAUAGUAUAGCUCUGAUAGAUUUUACUGGUUUUAUGGCCUCUGUUUAUAUGCUUUUAUUUUUGGUUUCGUGCUUUUUUAUUCAGAGCCGAUCAGUUGUACGCUGUGCUAGAAUUUUUAUGCUGAGAGUGAUCUAGAAAUUAUAUUAGCUAAAUAGGUCUAAUUAAUGAUUUUUAUUUUUUUUUAGAUUGUAGAGGUUGGCACUAGUGAAAACUGUGUCUCUUUAAUCUAUAAAUAGUCUUCAUUCAUAAACAUAGAGUAAGAAACGUUACACUGCAGCAAAAAUAUUCAAAUCUAUUUUUUUUUAAUAUAAAAUAAUUGCCAGAUCUCCUGGCAUACCAGCUCCAGUUUAAAUCUAUGAUCUUCACAUGUAAUUGGAAAUUGUGGCAGUAUAUAUAGAAUUGGUUUAAAAUUCAUAUUACAAUUAAAAUAAAUCUGAUCUGCCCUAGAAGAAAAUCCUUACUUUCCAUCAGGGUUGUUUUACAAUGGAGAUGGAUAUAAAUGCAACUAGGCUGCUUAUAUGGCAUAUGACUGUUUAAAAAGCUAAGUAAACAGGAAGUAAAUUCUUCCAUGUGAACAAGACCUGGGAAAGCAGAAAAAAAAUCACAAGACUUUGGGAAAAGUUGAUGAAUAAAUCAGAAACACAUUAAGAUUUGCUGGUAAAUCAAUUAAUUCAAGCUGAAGUGAUGGAAUAAGAAAAAUAUCUGGUGACCACACGUAAUUUAAAAACUCAUUUCCCCUUCAAAGCUGAGCAGGCAACCAGGAGGCCAAGACACAACGUCCUGGUUCAACAGCAGUUGUUGCAGCCAGGCCUGGCACAGUCUUUAGGAGCUCUGCUGAUGCAGUGUAAGAUUUUGGCAUGACUUCUGGUUUAGUUUUUGCUUCUCAUGCCAUCAUGGGAAGAAAGCUGUCUUUUUGCAUUAUUCUGUCCAGUAAAUCCAAAAUAGUGCUGACACUAGUGCUACUUCUCUUUAUGUUGGAUAUGCUACUACUACUACUUAUAAUUAUUAUUUAUUCAUUAAGUUCAACAGCAGCCGCAAAUAGCAGCUUCCCUCAUGUGCCAAACAGCAGUUUCAGCAGGGGCAAGUUUCACACUGGAAAGUGUUACACUCCUAUCCUUUUGCACCAUAGUCUAGAUCAUGGGUAGGCAAACUAAGGGCUGGGGCUGGAUCCAGCCCAAUCGCCUUCUAAAUCUGACAAGCGGACAGUCCAGGAAUCAGCGUGUUUUUACAUGAGUAGAAUGUGUGCUUUUAUUUAAAAUGCAUCUCUGGGUUAUUUGUGGGGCAUAGGAAUUCGUUCACCCCCCCAAUAUAGUCCAGCCCCCCACAAGGUCUGAGGGACAGUGGACCGGCCCCCUGCUGAAAAAGUUUGCUGACCCCUGGGUCUAGAUCCUGAUCCCCACCACCAACGGCUACCAUUUAACUUACAAAUGUGGAAACUUUGAUCACCAAACAGUAUGUUUAACAUAAAGUGUAGUUUGGCCUGUAGUUGAGUUGGUAUUACUAUCUAGAUAUUAUAAACUGGGAUUUUUGACAUGGUGACAGUGCAGAAUCUGACAUUCUGCAGCCAUAGUGCGGCCUACCAAGUCCCAUAGCCUUCCCACCUGGCGAAUCUUCAGUAUAUGAUUGCACCCAAACAGAUUUAUUUGUGGCAUUCACUUUUAUGGUCCUGCAUCUGGGGGUCUAGGCUGUUCAAAAGUACGACAUGUUAAAUGGUUUAGGCUUUAAGGUAUUUCCUGUUUGUCAGCCUUUUAUCUGUGCUCUGGAGACAGCGACUCGUCACUUUUCUCACGAGGAUAAAGUUUGGUGACUGAGCCAUAAUGGCAAGGACCAGUGUUUAAUUUCCAGGGGGAAAGCUGAUUAAAUCUACUUGAGAGCCACAUCCUGUGGACCAUAAAAAUGUUUUUAAAGUAAAAUAAAUAAAUACUUAUGUUAGUAUGGUAACAUAGUGCUGGCUUGAUUUCCACUAGUAAUGCAGUUUCUUAGUCCCACUAUUAACUCCUUGCUGCAGUGAGAAAUAGCUCUGUACUGUGCCUGUUUGCUAUUCCACCCCCCUUAAAAUCAAAAAUGAAACCAGAGUACAUGCAUGCUGCAGAGGUGAUUACUGAAGAGCAGGAAUGCAGAGCCAAAGAGGAACAAAACAGGAAGAAACUAGAGGGCAGGGGAUGAAAGUGCAGUGAGGAAAGGUGCUGGUGUUCACCAGGAUUAUUAUGUUUUUUAAAUGUAAAGGUUAUAUGAACCUGAUAGUCUGGUAGGGCAGAGAAAGCUCAGCUUCUUAGAAAAGCAAUUUUAACAUGGGCAAAUAGCAUUCCAAAAGGUGCCAUGAGCAGCAAUGAGCAGGAGUAUGCCUUUGGUCACCAAUGACGCCAUGGGCACCAUCCGUCAGCUGCCCAUGACAUCCAAGUGAAGUCCUUCCACAAGGCACAAUCAAUCAAAAUUGGAGCACUAGCAGAGCGGGUGGGUGGGGGAACUUAGGAGGGGGUUGCAUUUCCCAGCAACAUUAACUUGUGGUUUGAGGGCUUGCAAAAUGAAAUUUCCCCACAACUGAUGUACUAUCUGGAGGGAAAACAUUUGGAUUUCCUGUGCAGCUGAGUGAUGUCUGCACAUUCCCUUGAAACAGUUGUCUGGAAAGGGACUACUUCUUGGGAAAAGAACAUUUAUUUGCUUCUUUGUUUUUCUAGCCUUCUUCAACCUGAAAGUUCAAGAGGAUAACAAAAAUACGUAUUUUUUAAGAGUGAGAUGUCAUUAUUAAAAGCUACCCUAUGUACACCUUCUGUCACCUUCACUCUGAAAGCUAGCCCAGACUGACAGGACUCUGCUUGGAUUUUAUUACACCUACAGGGUGAGACUGUUCCAUAUCUAGGGAAUGGUCACAGAGAAUGCCUCAUUGCUGUGUGAAAACAGUAUCAGAAAGAAGAUGUUCUUGGCGGAUCUUACAGAUUGGAAUGGGAUAUAUGGGAGGAUCUAGUUUUGAUGGUAUAUGGGGCUUAAACCAUUUAAGACCUUUUAUGUAGGCUAAAACCAGGAAAGAGAAGGGAGCUAAUGAUCACGGCUGCAAUAUUCUUCAGGUGAGUUGUACAAAUCGCAUAACAGAGAGACGAAUCCAAUUUUGAUACAGCAAGCAGGUGUGCGAGUGAAGGGUGCUGGUUCCUUCUCAUAGUCCCCAUCCCAGGUUGCUGAGCUAAGCACUCAGGGAAGCAAACUGGGGGAAUAAGCCACUAGGGAGGAGAACACUGUACUCCUCAACCAUGCUCCCCCUUUGCUGAUAAAAUCAGAUCCACAAAUGUUAUUUAGAUAUAUGAUAUGGGCAUGCUCUCUUCAGGCAGAGAGUUACAGCAAGUGCUGCUUCUAGCUGAACAAGUUGCUAUCUCGUGGCAAUCCUAGCCAACAUUUCCCCUCAAGCGUUUUUAAUUUCCCAGGAAUUUGCCAUCUUCUUUGUUCUUUUGAAAGUGGAACAUUCUCCUUUCUGUUUGUUUCUUUGGCUCUGUGGUUUUCCUUUUCCAAGCAUUUUCCCCCCAGCACAAGGGAUGAACUAGGAUUUUGUGAGGAAGAGGCUAGUACUUUUAGUGAGCGAAGCUCAAUCUGGUUUGCUGUUAGUGGUUAUAGUAGACUAUUCUAUUCUAGUCUACUAACAUGAGUUUGACCAAACUGAGGGAGGCAGUGGAAGACAGGAGUGCCUGGCGUGCUCUGGUCCAUGGGAUCAUGAAGAGUCAGACACGACUAAACGACUAAACAACAACAAUAUGACACAAAUUGGUUGUUUUACUUCGCUCUGGCCAAACAGUGAGUGAGUGAAUGACAGUCAAAGAGAAGAAAAGCUUUUGAAAGAAACAGAGUACAAGGUAAAGGAUGGGGGAAAAGAAAUUGACUGGACCAUAAGUGUUUUGUGACAUAGCCUAGUGAAUUUCAUAUCUGAGCUGUUCUGCCAGGCCUUUGGUCUGGGCCCAGUCUGACCCCCUUUUUUCUGUGGGACGCUGUAUGUAAGUGGCUUCCUUGGCUCUUUCUAUCAGCCCAUAUGAGACCAGCACGGGUGGGUGGGCCUGGUGAACAUUUAAUAUUCCUUACCCCUAUGGCUGUGAUUUGUGGGUUCCCACUUAAUUUUAUUCUGAUUUUGAACUGUAUUUUAACCAAUUGUUUGAUUUUGUGUUUUUAUGUAUUAUAUAUUUGGUGUUGGCCGCCCUGAGCCCGGUCUUGGCUGGGGAGGGUGGGGUAGAAAUAAUAAUAAUAAUAAUAAUAAUAAUAAUAAUAAUAAUAAUUUUAUCCUCCCUUUGAAUCCUAUGGGAAUAAAGGGAGCAGCUGUGCAUAGGAAAAUUGAAUGAAUAGGCAUUUCCCUAUAAAUGAGAUUCUCACCCCAUUACAUUUUACAGUGGUACCUCUGGAUGCGAACGGGAUCCGUUCCGGAGCCCCGUUUGCAUCCUAAGCAGAACACAACCCAUGUCUGGACAUGCAUGGGUCGCUAUUCGCCGCUUCUGCGCAUGCAUGUGAUGUCAUUUUGAGCGUCUGCACAUGUGCGAGUGGUGAAACCCGGAAGUAACCCAUUCUGUUACUUCCGGGUCACCGCAGAACCCAACCUGAAAAUGCCCAACCUGAAGCUACUUUAACCCGAGGUAUGACUAUAUACAGUUAUCAAGCUACUAUUGUGAUAUGAAGGUUAAUCCUUGUGGGAUAUGGAGAAGUUCUCACUUCUGUUCAGAAAUAGUAAUACUCUAAUCCUAUGCAUGCACAUUGCGUUUAGUGUAACUUAUACCCAAAUAUGUGUACAUAGAAUGGCAGCCUAACUUUUCUGGAAUUAUCCAUUUAUUGUUUUACAACACUUGCCCAUAAUGCAUAUGUAUCAUAAUGGUUCACAAAGCACUUCACAAUAAUAAAAUCAGGCUGAUAGAUAGAUACUCAGAGUGAUAGAUCUGGAAUAGCAAGUCUUGUAUCAUGUGUUGUAUCAAGGAACGUCCACCAGGGGGGUAGGGGUAAGGAGAUGUUUUUAAGAGUCAUAUUUUUGAGAGCCCUUUCCCCAGUUAAACUGGUGUUUCUGCUGCCAUCUCUGGGCAUGUGGUAUCAAUCGAUCACAGUUCAUAGAGCUAUUACGAGCAAAGGCCACUGGAGUCACUAUGGAUGAGUGAUGUACAAAGACCCCUGCCCAGCCUUCUUGCUGCUGAUGGUGGUGGCAAAGAAAGCUCAUGAGGGAGGGAGGAAUCUUCUUUGCAGGCCAACAUGUGUCCCUAUAGUUCCAUAAUUCUAGUCACUAGAACUGUGGAAUGAUAGAAUUAUGGCCGAAUAUGUCUUCUUCAAACAAAGUCUUUAAAAAAAAAAACCUUGCGAAAAUAUUCAGUACAUACUUAACACAAGAAAUAUGAUAAACAGAUUGUAUAAGCUGGAAUCUGUAAUGUACUAAUCUCUGCAUGCUGGAAAGGCACAUAUUUCAUUUUGCUAAGGAAAACAUAUCAUAGGAAGAGGCGUACAAAUUACACCAACUGUCUAUUGGAAUUUACAGUGGUGCCCCGCAAGACGAAUGCCUCGCAAGACGGAAAACCCGCUAGACGAAAGGGUUUUCCGUUUUGGAGGUGCUUCGCAAAACGAAUUUCCUAUGUGCUUGCUUCGCAAGACGAAAAUGUCUUGCGAGUUCCUGCGGGGUUUUUUUCCUCCCCCCCCUUUUUCCCAAGCCGCUAAGCUGCUUAUCAGCUGAUCCUUAAGCCGCUUAACAGCUGAUUGCUAAGCCGCUUAUCAACUGAUCCGCUAAGCCCGCUAAGCCGCUAAUACUGUAGCGCUAAUCCGCUAAACCGCUAAUGGGCUUGCUUCGCAAGACGGAAAAACCCGCAAGACGAAGAGACUCGCGGAACGGAUUCUUUUCGUCUUGCGAGGCACCACUGUAUUUAUUCUUUCAGUGGUCUCAGCCAGAUAGGAUUCUAUCCCAAGUAUUGGUGGUGGGUAGGGAGCUGGGUGAGUGAUUCAGAUUCCAGCAAGGCAAAGCCAGUUUCCAGUUCUAGUAAGGCAAUGCCAAAUAUGGUAAGAGUCAAGUUCCAGCAAGGCAAAGUUCAAGCAAAGCAAGUAGCACCCUGGAUAGCUCCAUGCAAAGCUCAGGCUGAAAGGUCAUGCAAGCAAAUUCGAAAGGCUUCAAUGGCAGGCAAACACAAAGCGAGCCCUAAAUAGAGCUGCAGCUCUUUCCGGGGCGGUGAUCUCCCCUUCCGGUGCUCAAAGCCUCUUCAUUUAAAGGGGUCUGGCCCAAUUCAGCAACCAGGGGAAAUGAUGGUUUCACUGAGGCAAUGUGAACUCAACAGACUAGGGAGGUGCUGGCAACUCAGACUCUGCUUUUGCUAAACCUUCUAGUGCAGUGGGAACAUAUGGCAGUGAUAUUUCCUCUGAAUCCCUGGCCUUGUCCCUUGAAGAGUCAUGACAACUUUCAAAGAGUCAUAAGAAGACAAUGAAUUUCUAAUUGGCCACUGCGCUUAGGAAAGUUGGGGGUUUUUUUUAAUAGAAUCAGUCACACACCAUAUCAUAUAUAGGCAACAGCAAAUCCAUAUGCAACCCCAUAUAUUUUAGAUUUUUUAAAAGAAAGGAUUUUAAAUAAACUGUGAGUGUUAGAGAUCAAUCACAUAACCAGGCACAGCACACCCAUGAGGCAAAAGUGCUGAUCUCACCAAAACCUGACAAGAUAUUGUGGAGUGCACAACAUCUCACAAGAUUUCAGUGAGAUCUUGCUGGAAAACAGCACCACUUCUUCACUGAGUGGCAAUACAGGAUGCAUUGUCCUGCUCAUCGUCAUUCACUAUUUUACUAAAAGUACACUGAGUGGCAUACUGAAUAUACAUAAGAACAUAGUAAAAAGUACUACAGCCAGUUUCUAAAUAAAGAGUGUAAGCCUCCAUCUUCAGGCUCACUGUCUCAUCUGUAAAGUGGGAAUAAAAGGAAUUUACUCCACAGUUAUAUAAUUUGCUAACUUGGGGGGGGGGGAGAAUCACUGUAUAACCCCCAAGUGUUAUGAUUAGUAAUCCUCACAUGUACAGGAGAAGUGUUGUUGCUCAGAAGACAUAUAUAAAAACCAGAUGAGUUGUAGUGGUUUCAAACAUACACACUCUGUACACCUACUAUAUCCAGCUAGUAAAAUAAAUUGGCCCUUAGAUGACGCAGGAAGUACCAUGAGUCGUCACAAAGAUGCUUCAUAGCUCAUUAAUCUGGAAUGCUGUGGUUAUGAUCCUAUGCUAACUCUGUUCCAAAAUUAAAGCUGAGGAAUUAUGAGCAAUCCCUGCAGACUCUGUUUGGAUCUUCAGCAAUCAGCAUGCACUCAAUACACAACCAACCUAUAGCGUGGAGGAAGAUAGCAUAGGCUGGCUGUUCACCAACAUUGAUCCAGUGUAUGACCAGUCCAAGGAUUUGCACUUUGUGGACUUGUCUUCUGUAUGAGGCUCGCUUCAGUGUUCAUUGUCAAAAGGUUGGCAGCAAAAAACCAUAUUGAACUUUUGAUUACCUUGGAUUUCCUCUCUCCACCUACACUGGUGGUCCCUGUCUGAGGUUGAGAAAGAGGAUGUUAGUAAUUAAGUCUACAGGGAGAAGAUGUCUCCUGUGGAAUUGCUAGUCACAUUUGUAAUCCCAUGUUUUCUCCAAAGGAACUUGGGUAUUCUCCAGCUUUCUACUCACAAGAAUUUGCUUUUUUAACAGGGCAUUGCUUGCUACGAAAGGAACUCCCAUGAUGCGACUUCUGUUUUUGAAGAUGCUCCUCUUCUUGCUGUUCUUUCUCACAGGUAAGCAAACACAGAUGACUAAGUGUGUCUUUGUGAACUGCUCAAGGAAUCCCCAUGGUGCACAGGACAGAUAAAGAGAAAAGGAGGUGCAGAUAUGGCAGUUCUCCUGUUGAGACAUGUCCCCCUGUCUUAGCCAUGUGCUUGCAGUCUUAGUGUGCAGACCCAGUAGCAUUUAAAUGAAAGACAUUUUUUUCCCCUCAUAGGCUGCAACAUGCUCAUUUUCCUGUUCUUGUAGGGCAGGCCUAUACAACUUGCAAAACAGGAAUAAAUACACAGCCCACAAUUCCCUUUAUAACAGCUAUGAGGAACUAGAUUUAGGUUGCAGACAGAGGCUUGAAUGAACCCAAGUAUGUGCAAUGUGCUUCUGUAUAGGCAAGGGAGAGGCUAAUUUUGCUUAUCAGUGGUAGCCUCUAAAACAAGAAUGGGGAGCCUGUGGCUCUCUAGAAGUUGCUGGACUUCAACCCCUUUAAUCUAUGGCGAUUGGCCAUGCAGGCUGGGAAUUGGAAUCCAACAACAUCUGGAGGACUUUAGGUUCUCAAGCUCUGUCUUGAAGGUCGGAGGCUUUCUCGAGCAUGUGGUAGUUUAAUGUUUAAAUGUUCUCUUUUCUCCCUAUAGGGUGUUAUUCAUAGGUUAUCAAUAAAUGCCAAAAGUAAAUAAAUAUCAUUUAUUUUGUUGUUUAUUAUUUAUUUAAAACAUUUAUAUGCCACCUCUCUUUAAAGUAAUUUCUCUGCCUUGUAAGUGAAACGAUUCAAAAUGAUUCAAUAUACAAUUGCAAACAAUCUGAUAAGAACCGCAUAUAUCACAAUACAUAAACAAAAAGGGGUGGAAUGGGCUGCUGCCACAGAGGGUCCAAAACCUUUAGGGAGAUUUUAAGGGGCAUAUAAGGGUUGCUAUCAGAAAAGGGAAGUUGAAACUACCCUGUGUUUAAGCAGAAGUACCCUCAUGCUUCUCUGAAGCUAAACCAAAUUAAAGGAUUGUGGGGGGGUUUUCAGAAAGUUUACGUCACUUUUUAAAAGGGAUGCUUCUGGUGGUUUGCUGUACACUCUUCCUGCUUUUUUCAGAUGUUGUGUGGUAUUGCUUCAAAAAAUUGCAAAACCUGCUUUAUCAGAAGUGACAGUGGGAUGAAAGAAAUGUUUGUGUGUACAUAGUAGGGUUGUCAGCUUUUCAUCAUGUUGCUGUGUCCUGAAACCCAGGCAGAUGGGCAGGAUAUAAAUAAAUUAUUAUUAUUAUUAAGCAGCUUUAUGUGCAAACAUUAGCAGGUUGGCACAUCCACUCAGUGAAACGCUUCGCUUGAAGUUGCCAUUGCUGUUGGAUGGACUGAGUUCACCUUGGUCGCUUAUAAACAGCAAUGCUUAAGGAAUUCAUUAUUUGUGAAUUUCAGUAUGAACUGAUCUGAUCCACAUCUCCUGGAUUAUUAUGCAGAUUGAAGCACAGUUAUCCCUCAGUCUUUGCACCUUUCUUGGCUUAAAAAAAAUACCCUAAUGCAUAUAAAGAUGGAGAAAUACAUUUAGAAAUGUGUGUUUUGAGGGGGGGAGUUUCAAAAUGUAUAUUUAUUAGAAAAUACAUUCAAAAAUAUGAAUUUUGAAUUAUUUUAAAACUGGAGAUUAAAUGGAGAAAUGGAGCACAUGCAAACCAAUACAGACCAGAAAUAAAGUGAUCUGUUCAUCCCUAUUUGCAAAUUGUGCAGGUCUCUUAUAGUGUUUUUCUCCUUCUUUCUACACAAAUGGAAGAUUUCUGGCAGAGGUUUUCUGGCAGCUGAAGAAGCUGUCUCUCCUUAAGGCAAGGGACCUUCAAAAUAAAGAUUUUGUGCCUUGGCACCAAAUGAAACAUGAGUACCUUCACUUUCUUUACGCUCCAAGAGCAAGGCCAGAACUGCUUCCUAGAUGCCCACGCUUAAAGCUUACUGCUUCACAGUCUUCACUGCUGUCCCUCAACAUCCUGUUUUCCCCCUGCUACAAUUACACCUUUUAUUCAUGUUAUUUUGUAAAUGUCCUGAGCAUAGUAAGUCUCUGUUGCUGUAUUUGUGGGGAACAUUUAUUUUUUAUUUAGAUGUGGGCAAAAUAUGUUUAAAAAGCAGAUCAGGGUGGCUGUUCAUUUGUCUUAAAACAAAAACAAAAACAAAAGUCUUUCAAAUAUUUUGGGUCUCUUUAUUAUAUUUUUCUGUUUUGUUGUGUAUUAUUUCAUUGUUUUUAACAUUUGUAAGCCACCUCUUAAUGGAAAGGCAGGGUACUGAAAAGCACCAUAAAUAAAUAAAAUAAUCCAUAUUUUGGAAGCUCAGAUUGAUGAGUUUUGAAAUCCUGGAAUUGGCAGUACUACAUGGAGAGAUAGCCUGGUGAUAAAUCUGCAAGAAUCUUUCUGUCUUUCUAGCUGCAGUACACAUUUCUAAACUGAAGCAUUUUGCACUCUCCUUUCAUUGUCCUAUGCAAUGGGGAACGAUUUGUGACAGUUGUACUUCCAUGACCAAUAUAAUAGCUGUGGGAGCACAAUUACACAAUGAGAAGGAGGACAGUUAAGUGGAGUAUAGCAUAUCCUUCUUAUAUGGCUGUUUCCACUCUCUAGUAACAUUGGGAAACCUCUCUGCAAAAGCUAGGAAGCUGGCAGCUGUGAUGGGCUCAUAGGAAGCAAUUCAGGAAGACAUUGUCUACCUUGACAUUUCCGAAAGAUUUCCUGGCAAUUUUACUUUUAGUGUUGUUGUGAUUUUCCUCUCACAUUUGGAACAUGACUAGAUCUAUCCAAUACAACAUGCAAAUGAAAUCACAUAAUGGAAAUAAGUGUCAUGGAUGACACUUCACCUUUUAAAUACAUGAUAGAAAAAAGCAAUGAAAUGCAGUUUGUUCCUAUGAGUCUCCCCUUCUUCAACUUAGUAUUAAAAAGCCAGAAUAUUAAACGUUCUAGGAGAAGGAAAUAUAUGCAUUAUCCUGUGGCUUUCCUAUGGCCAGGCAUAGGCAAACUUGGCCCUCCAGCUGUUUUUGGACUACAACUCCCAUCAUCCCUAGCUAACAGGGCCAGUGGUCAGGGAUGAUGGGAGUUGUGGUCCCAAAACAUCUGGAGGGCCGAGUUUGCCUAUGCUUGCCUUUGGCCCUGUGCUGAUGUCUGACAGUGCAAUCCUAUACAUGUCUACUCAGAAGUAAAUUUUAUUUAAUGUAAUGGUAUCUGUCUCUUGGUAAGUGCGUAGAGGAUUGCAACCUUAAUUAUCUAUUCACACCAUAUAAUCGUCAUUGAGCAAAUCUGUGCUUUCUUUAUAAUGUUUGGUUUUGCCAUAACAAAGAAAUUAAGGACCAACACCAGGCUCUCACUUUUGGUUGAGAAAUAGUAGGUGGAGAAAGAGGCCAAUUAUCUCAUAUAUGCCUAUGAAUUUUCAUGAAACAUCUGUGAUUGACCAGUGUGUUAGAACCACUAAAGCAAUCAGGAUUGUGGUUGAGCUUUGCAUGCAAUUCAAGAGUUAAAACAAUGAAUGCAUGAUUAAUGAUUAAUGACUACUGCCAUGUAUUGUAAGUUGCUUGGAGACCUUUGGGUAACAAGCAGCUAACAAGUUUUAACAUCACCACCUCAGCUUCUGAACUGUGGGACUUUAGUGUUUCUCUUAUGAUUUGUUUUUCUUCAAGGAUUGCCACAAACCAGCUCCCUGGAGAUUUCUCCUAAUGACCAAGAAGUCAUCCUCAGUCUCUACAGUGAUUUUUCUGUGAUAUGCUCAGGGCAGAACGAGAUUUACUGGAAAAAGGACAGCAAACACGUAUUAGACACUGGGCUGGAGAGAAGGGACAACACUUUUAUUAGCGUCCUUACACUCAGGAAUGUGACUGGCUAUGAUACGGGUGAAUAUUCCUGUCUCUACAAACAAUCGGCAGAGGAAAAAGCCAUCUACAUUUUUGUACCAGGUAUUGGUGAUUGCAGUGCUUUGCUGCUUUUAAGUCUCUGGGUUGGUGUGCAUGCAUGGAAAUCUGGAAGACUAGGAUAUAUAGGAGGAUGUUGAAGAAAGGUGAUCUCUGGUGUGGUCUGGGACUGUGAAUGCUACAGGUUAUAACUUUGUGGCAUAUGCAUAUUCCACAAAACCCUACCAUCUUCAGAGAUGGCCCACCUUAAAGAAAUAAUUUAACUUAGAUAUAUAUAUAAUCUUAUUUUGCAACAACUCCAGUCUGACAAGAAGGAAACGCUGCUUUGUCCAAGCUAGAGAGAAAAUAGGACUGUAGUAUUCCAGUAACACUAGACCUGAUGCAGAGUCUCUUCCAAUUCAGCCUUAUUCUGUAUUGUUUUUAAUACUAAUAAUAUUUUAAUAUUCAGCUGGAAGCCGCCCAGAGUGGCUGGGGAAACCCAGCCAGAUGGGUGGGGUAUAAAUAAUCAAUUAUUAUUAUUAUUCAUUGUUCAGUUUACAAAUGUCUUAUGCCAGGAAUUCAUCUUUUUUAUUAUUGCUACUGAAUAUUAUAUGUGCUGUUGCAUAAUUAAUUGGUUUCUCUCCACCUUCUUCUACCUAUAGACCCCUCUUUGCCAUUCGUACCUAGCAGCCAAGAGGACACAUUUGUUUUCACCACAGGCCAUGGUGAAGACAUUAUCCCAUGCCGUGUGACAGACCCCAACACAAGAGUGACCCUUUAUGAAAAGAAGAUCGAUGACCCAAUCCCCAGCACUUAUUUUGCACAACAAGGCUUCAAGGGGUACUUUGAAGACACGUCCUACAUCUGCAGGGCAACAUUAGACGAGCAGGAGUUUGACUCAGAAACAUUUUAUGUGUACAGCAUCCAAGGUGAACCUUUUCAUAAUACUUUCCUCAUCUAAUGUGGGCAAAGGAGUUGCUCUUCAGUUAAAAGUUACGGUCUUUCUGUACUGAAAUACAGCAGCCUAAUUUUGUGUUUUGGUGUUGAGUCUCACCCAUUGAACAACAUGUAGCAGAUGAAGCCAGUCCACCCUCCUGCCCAAAGUGCAAGACAACCUUUUGGAAGUGGACCUGCUCAAUUAAAAUUGGCCAUGUCCGCAGAGUGUUCAGUGUGCUUUGCACCUGGAACAGUUGCCCGAUGUAAUGGAGUAAUCUCCAUUGUGUUGCCAUAUUUAUUCUUCAGCCUAUGCUGAGAUUUAUUUUUUGAGGUGGCAGCAGGAUUACUCACAUCUUCAUAGAGAGAAAAUUAAAGUCAAUGUGCAAAGGAAUAGUCAUACAACAACCAUGAACCCAGCAAUAUGAACUUGGUGCACAUCCCAUGUGCAUUUUCAGUCACGUGAAUCUGUCCUCCUGUAAUUUUGGCUUCUUUUCAUACUAAUUUGAAAUUUCCCCUUUUAUAGUUUCCUCUUCUCCUACCUCCGUCAUCAAUGUCACUGUCAGUGCUGUGCAAACUAUUUUGAAACAAGGGGAAAAUAUCAGUGUGACUUGUGCAGUGAGAGGCAUUGAUCUGGUCAAUUAUACUUGGAGUUAUCCUGGCCAGAAGGUAAGCAAAUGGCCGGGGUGGUGGGGAGUGGCUGGGAGGGAGAGGAGGUUUGUUUUGUCUUCUCAUCCAGACUGGACAUAACACAAGUGAUGGACUAAUUGCCAUGUUGUCUUCUCUGUAGAAGGGUGGGCAGUCAUUACAGCAGAGAGGCAACUGUUUGAGUGUAAUAACUGGGCUACAAAGCCAAGUGUGGACGCCCCCUCCCACAAUCAGGAAUUAUUUUGGGACUGCAUACUUAUGCACACUUACCUGGGAGUAAGUCUGUUCUGAGCAGGCAUGCGCAAGAUUGCACCAUUAACUUGCUUGUGGUAAAAUGCCCUGGGAACAUGGUUACAGGGUAACAUAUAAAUAUUAUUUAAUAAUUUGAUAACUGAAUACUCCAUGAGCACCUAGGAUAGGAUGGAAAUAUUAAUGAAUUCAUUAAUGAAGUGCCCUCCAUUUCUGUUCACUGCCUUGUUACUUUAUGAGAUGGUAAUAUGUAAAUACUCCUAUUAAAAAUAAAAUAUAAAUAAAAGAGUGAACGCAAUCUGCUGCUUGAGUAGAUGAAUGGGGAAAAGCAUACCAAGCUGCCUUAUUACUUAUGUAUUAGCACACUGCCAUGGUGCUUUCUUCUAAGGGCCUUUCAACAUCAGAUGUGUUGAUUCGUUAGAUGGAAAAUAGAUGCCAAAUGCAAGUGCCAUAUGAACAGCAGAGAAGUAAUUUGCACAUCCCUGAAUGACUCCUAUAGAGGCUCCUUUACCUAUACAUCAGUAGCUAGUAGUCAUGAUUGUUAUGCUCUUCCUCCACUGCAAGGGGCAUUAUCCAGCUUUCAGGCUUUGCAUAGGCACCUGGCCAUCCACUGUGAGAACAGGAUGCUGGACUAAAUGGGCUAUUGGCCUGAUCCAACAGGCUUAUCUCACGUUCUUAUGCUCUUACCUUCAGUCAUUUGAGCGUGGCUACGUGGGUUCAACAAACCCUUCGACACAAUUGAAAAAACUCCUGUAAUGCUAAGCGCCAUGUACAUCAUGUAAUCUUUUUGCCAUUCUUCUGCAGGUAGGCAAGGAGGUAAAACCAUGGACCGAUGUUGGAACAAGGGGCAGUCGCGAUACGAGUACCACCUUAACCAUCCACAAUGCAGAGCUGGAGGAUGAAGGAGAUUAUAUCUGUGAGGCCACUGACACCUAUCAUGGGCAAAAAGAAACACAAAGCAUCUUUAUCAGAGUGAUUGGUAUGUUUGUAUAUAAAAUUCCAUCGUUCUGGUGAAAUUUAAUUAGAUGGUGUUGAACUGACUCUAUGGACCUUUUUUUUUAUUGAGCUUUGAUUAUUUUACAGAACUAUUAUCUUGCAAAGGAGUUGCCAACCUUUGUGGGGCAUGUGGGCACCUCUCCCUCUGGUCACUUAUUUCCCUUUUCAGCCAGGUCAUACAUCAACAGACAGAAAAGCAUAAAACAUGAACACUUUUCCAUGGGGUCUGGAUAUCCAGUAGAAUUAAAGUAGAUCCUCUUGACUGUAUAAUUUUCAGUGGGUUCCCCCAAAAGCUUGCACUGCUGAACUGUUAAAAUCACAGAUCUGGUGUUUCUGAGGAGCACAAAAGCAUUGUUCCAAAACACAGAGCCUCACACGUAUUCAUGGUUUUUAUACUAAAUGACAACAAAACCACCAAGAAGUCACAAACACACCUAUGUACACAAAGGUGAUCUAUGUUUUGAUGGUGGUUUUGGGAGGAAUUGUAAAAAUUACAAGGAUUCCUAAGGAUCCAUGCCUCAGAUUCAUGUUUUUGCACCAUGGCAUCAUUGGAAAGUGUCAGAUCUGUGAUUUUGUUGUUGUUUCCAUUAAGAAACAGAUGUGAGACAUGACUUGAUGGUGGGAUGUUGGUAACCCAUGAAAGAAGUGCAAUAUUAAAACCAUCCGUUUUACUGGAUCCAACAUGUGUGCACAUGCACUGUCUUGGAGACUCUGUUCUUUCUCUUUUCCCCUUGUGACACUCUACAUUCUCCCCUUGCUCCCUGCUGGUCACUCUGUUUUCCUACAAUCUCUCAACUUGAUCCCAUUUCCUUCCUACCCACUCAGUCACUUUGCUUUCUGUUCAGCUGUUCAAACUGCAAAACACAUAGAUCUGAAAGAGGAAGCUGGAAAGAUGGCAAAGUCAAAGCCACUCUGCUUACCUGUGAAUUUUCUCUCCCACUUUUCCUUAUCUAGAGCAUGGCUUUGUGACCUUCCACACUAUUCUGAAUGACACAGUGUCUGCUGAACUGCACAAAAGCCACACCUUCCAUGUGCUGAUUGAGGCGUAUCCAAGCCCAACCAUUGUUUGGCUUCAGAAUAAUCAGCCCCUGACUUCAGAGAGCAACAGUGAAUUUGCCAUCAGCACCAGGAAUUCCUCAGAAACCAAGUAAGUGUCUGCUGUCGGAUGAGCUAGGAAAAUCAGCCAGGGAAUGUGACCCUGGUUGCUCCUUCUGGAUCUUUCAGUGGCUGUUAAUGCUGUCCACCACUACAUCCUCCAAGAACAUGUCUGUGAGUAGAAGGCACUGACCUGUUGUGGUUCUGCUCCUACCUGCAAGACUAGUCUCAAAGAAUGGUAUUGGGAGUCUAUGCCACACCCUAGCAACAUAGCUGCAGGGUGCCACAAGGCACUAUUUUAUCCCUGAUGCUACUUAGCAUCUAUAUGAAGCUGUUGGGAGUAGUUAUCUGGGGUGCACAAUCCUGAUCACACCCAGCUGUGAGUCUCCAUUAAGGCUGUGCACAAGCUGAACCAGUGCUUGCCUGAGGGCUCACAAAAUGAAUCCUGUUAAAAGCAGAGACACUGUGUCUGAGUGGUUCUUAGGUCCAGGAACUGGGCAUUUUGUCUUUUCUAGAAAGGGUUGCACUGCUUCUGAAGGAAUAGGUAUGCUGUUGAGGAUAUUGGGAGCACCUUUGCACAUGGAGGCCCAAAUCUCCUCUGUGGCAAAGAGUGCCUAUCACCAGCUUCAGAUGGUACAUGAACUGUGACAUUUCCUGGGUGGGUGCCACCAUCACUCAUACGCUGGCAAUCUUGUUCAGAGAAAAUGGCAGCCAUCAGAGCAACCAAGGUGAAUGUCUGGCCCGAAACCUGGUCUGAACCCAGAUUGGAAUGGGUCCAAAUCAAUUUCCUCCAAAAGUUCCUGCAGCUGAACCACCACUCCCCUCUUGAGCACCUUGCCCAAAAAGGAGAUCUUAGUGACCAAUCAGUAGUUGUCAGGUUCCUCAGACUCCAGGAAUCAUGUUUUCCUUCAAAGUGGCAGGGACCAUCCCCUCAUACAAAGAUGCAUUAACCAUCGCCUGGAUCCACAUGGUCACACACACCCUGCCAGCCUGCAUGAACAAACCAGGAUGGGAAAGAGAUGAAAGAGCAAGUACUGUGACUACAGUGUGCUUCGAAAGCACUGUGGCUUUCCUUUUCUGCGUAUAGUUGGAGGGAAAUUCCUGCCUUGAAAGAAAGAAAGAAAAAAGUCUCUUUUAGCCCAUGAUGGGCAAUUUUCUGGAUUGCUCCAAUAAUUUCACAAGAGUCUUCAAACUUAGUUUGAUCGAAGGGACUUGGCAGAAAUGCCACUUUAACUGUAGCAGGUUUCGUGCUUCUACCUGAGCUGAUAAUCUGCUCCAGCAUCUUAAUUUAUAUAAGGUUCUAAUUCCUCCAGGUACCAUACUACUCUAACCCUUGUGAGGGUGAAACAGAGUGAGGGAGGUUUAUAUACUGUCCGAGCAUUCCAUGAAGAUGACUUGAAAGAGCUCUCCUUCACCUUACAGAUUAAUGGUGAGCAGAUUUCUUUGCAAAAAUUUAUCUUGCACUAGGAAAUUAUUUAUCAACCCAGCUCAUUUAAACAAAAGCAGCACAAAUGUUAAGGGCAGGGAAUAAGCAUUGUCCCACUGCCAAAAGGAUUGACACUGCACUCACUUCUGUACCACUGAACAAAUGAGUCUCUUUUCUUUUCUUUUCUUUUUGCAAAUAUGCUUUAUUGUUUUGAAGUACAAAUACAAACAAAGCCAUACCACAGUAAACAAACAAAAACCAAUUGUAGGGAACAGCAUUGAUGACAGGCGCACCAAUAAAAUCAGAGUGGUGCAUAUUUCACAUCCCUGGCUCCCUCCCACUGCGCUGCAGACCUUGCCAAAGACUCACAUGCAAAACUGGAGGAUUAACGGAAUGCAGGUUUCUAUUCACAGAGCUUAGGAAAGGAAAACGUACUUUGCCAGGCUGUUCAUGUUUUGUCAAGUCUCUGACCACUUUGCUGUACUGUAUUAAGCACUCAGAAAGAGUGGGUACAUUUUUCAUGCAAAGGUUACAUCUGUGCUCAUGUUUACUCUGGCAUUUACUCUGCCACCACAUGUGGCAUCCAUACAUGUGGAGUUUUAGCAUGCUUGCAAUCAGCAGUGCAGUUGUGUAUGGCAGUACUGUGUCAGUGUCGCACAUGAAUGGGCCUGCCCAUGUGACAGGUGCUUUUUAACAUGGCAGGCCAAACAUUCUAGAAUGUUUUCAUAGGUAAGUCCAGGCCACUCUCUCUUGGCCCUCUCAUUCUGCUCUCUUUUUCACGGUGUGCUUGCUAAGUCCAUAAGAAUUGCUUUGCUGGAUCAAUAGAGAGCAAAAACCCUUGCAGAUAACUUCGCCUCGGGACUUCAGAGACAAACACCCCAUGGGAAUCUUUGCUUCACUCCUGCGACAGAGGAUGCAAGGACAAAGUUCUCCACACAGGUAAGCAAGGAAAGGGAAGCGCAUGCCUCAAAGUACAAAUUCUGCACAUGACAUGACAUGACAUGACAUACCAUGUUCCCAAUUCCUCACAAUGUUGGAAACUUCAUAUUGGUAAACAACCCUUCCCAGCAGCAGUAUAGAGACAUAUCUAGUGGGAUCGAGCUGUGGAGCCAUACCUGCAAUGCCAGCAUUACUGCAGCAUAUCUGGGCAGGCCUAUGACAAGUCAAGAUGACAGUGAGGUUAGGGCCAUAUGGAUGUCCUGGUGGAAGUAAUGGAAUGCUGGUAGCAGUCCCACCAGUGCCAACAUGGUCCUAAUCUCUCCACUAUCUCAGAUAAGCAGUGUUGGGAGGGUGGCUGCACCCCACCUCACCCAUUGCCACUGCUCAGCAGAUAGCAGAAAUUUAUCCCACACAGGACACACAGCAUAAAUAGGGAGGAAUAACUACAUCAGACACCUUGAAGGCAGCAGAAAGCACAGCUAUUUCUGCUGGAGAAAACCAAGCACUCAUUUCAACCACUGCGGCAGCUGCUUCUGGCCAAAAACACAUGACCUCUUUUUCUUUGCAGGAUCAGGACUUGGCACAUGAAGAGGAAUAAACAGUAUCAGCAGCCAGAAUUCCACUACAGCUCCCCUACAUGGGAUAGGUGAGUUUUGUUUCUGUGACCAUUUACAGAUGAGUCUCUGAAUGCAGGUGUCAGGCAUCUCCAGGCUGGGGGGGCGGGUGGGUCUGAGGCACGGGACGUGGAAGAGCACUAAGGUUAAAGCAUUUUGUUUUCAUCACUUGCUCACAACCACCUGCUGAGCAUCUGGCUAUCAUAGCUAUUGACCAUUACUCAUCACUGCCCCUGUGUCUCUCUUUCCAAGGUAACCCUCCAAAAGGUGCAGAUGCAAGUCUGGUUCCAAGUCCAGCAGAAUGUGGCCUGUGAUCGAGGCCUGCAGCAAGACCUGCCACAACAACGGCUGCCAGAGUGAAUGCAAUUGUUUCCACAUGGGAUUACCAUCAUUUGCUUUCACAGUGUUCCUGUACCUGUGCAAGCUGCUUCACAGACAGCCAUGUAGCAGGUGCAGGCAUACUCUAGAUUGCGGAUGCAGUAACAGCGAAAUAUGUUCCCGGUACUCUGUUGUGUGUCAUGCAGCUUUCAAAGGCCUAGGAGCCCUGCUGGGACAAGAAAGUUGGGAACCCCAUGUGCCCAUCUUAAUUUCUGAACCUAUUCUCCCAUUGUGGCUGUUCAAUAAAAAUUUGCUUGUUGACAACUGUUUCUGUGUGAUAAUAACGCAAAGCGGAAAGGGAUUUCCCUCCCCACACACCUGUACCCACCUUCACAAUGGAGCUCCUAGUGGCAGGAAUGAAGCACUUUUGGCCCUCCAGAUGUUCCUGGGAGGAUUGUAACUUCUAUCAUUCCUGGCCACUGCUGAUGGGAGCAGGAGUUCAGCAACAACAUAUUGAGUGCCACAAGUUCCUCAUCCCUAGCCUAAAGCAUUAAACACUCCCACAUCCCACCAGAGCUCAGGUUAUGCAUUGUAUUCAGCUUCUGAAUGGAGAGAUGUAGAAAGCUGAGUCCCCUAAAGAUCAGUAUUGGGACCUGUGCUUUUUAAUGUGUUAUAAAUGAUCUGGGGAUAGGGGUGAGCAAUGAGGUGACCAGGUUUGCUGGUGAUACUAAAUGGUUUGUGGUCAUUAAAACAAAAAAAUUGUGAAGAGCUCCAAAAGGACCUCUCCAAAGUGAGUGAAAAGGUGUUAAAAUGGCAAAUGGAAUUCAGCAUAAGCAAGUAUAAAGUGAUGCAUGUUGGAGCAAAAAAUCUUAAUUUCACAAAUAUGCUCAUGGAAUCUAAAUGGGCAGUGACUGACCUUGGAAGUCAUAGCAGAUAGCUCAAUGAACAUGCCAAACCAGUGUGUGGCAGCUGUGAAAAAGGCAAAUUCCUUGCUCGGGAUCUUUAGGAAAGGAAUUGAAAAUGAAGCUGCAGAUAUCAUAAUGCCGUUAUACAAAUCUAUGCUGUGAUUGCAUUUGGAAUACCGUGUACCGUUCUGGCUGCCUCACCUCAAAAAACAAAAUAUGUUGUAGAUAGGACUCGAAAACGGUUCAGCAAAGGGCAACCAAAACGAUGAAAGGGAUGGAGCAGCACUCCUAUGAGAAAAGAUUGUAGCAUUUGGGACUUUUUGGUUUAGAGAACAGGUGAGUCAGAGGUGACACAAUAGAAGUUUAUUAAGUGAUGCAUUGCAUGGAGAAAGUGGAUAGAGAUCUUUUCCCCAUCCCUCUCUCAUAAUAGAACUCAUGGACAUGCAAUGAAGCCGAAUGCUGGCAGUUUACUUCUUCACACAGCACAUAGUUCAACUAUGGAACUCUCCCAGGAGGCAGUGAUGGCCACCAACCCUAGCCACAAUGCCUAUGUUCUACCUUCAUUGUCAGAGGCCUUAUGCCUCUGAAUACCAGUUGCUGGAAAUUGCAUGCGGACAGACUGCUUGCAGGUUUCCAUGGGCAUCUAGUUGGCCACUGUGGGAACAGGAUGCUGGACUAUAUGAGCCAUUGGCCUCAUCCAGCAGGCUGGUCUUAUGUUCUCUAGCAAAAGGACAGCAUCCUGGUAUCUCACCAUCUCCCUGGUGAACUAUACAAUCAGACUGUGUGAAGAUUCUGCUACAUUAGUCAAAAUACAGCAUUAUAAAUACUUUAUAACACUGUGGCACCGGAUGGUGCUGUAGAGCUGAAAUCGCAACUCAAUGAUAUUUUCAAUUGUGAGCUUUACAAUGUUUUUUUCUUUGGCUUUUUUUUUUUUUGCAGAUUGUUUUCAGAGCAUUUUUUGUGUAGGUGUGUAGAAUUCAGGGGUCAGCAAGGUUUAUCUUGCCUGGGCCAGAUCGGUCCCGUGGAGAUCCCUCUGUGGGCUGGAUUGCAUGUGCGCCUGCGAUUUUCGGCAUCUGCAUCUGUGCAGACGCAAUUUUCAGUGCCAUGGAAGCGAGUCCCCGCGCCGUGCUGCGCCUGUUUAGCGCAGCGAGUGAGCGGGCAAUUCAGUUCAGGAACAGCUCAUUGGCCGGUCAAACAACCUCCGCAGGCCGCUUCCGGCCCAUGGGCCUUAGGUUCCUGACCCCUGGUGUAGAUCUAGCCUGAAAUGAAGGCUGGAGGGGCAGAUGCAUAACAAGAUCUGCUGGAGCAAUAAGCAGCAGACUGGAAAACCACAUGUGGGUGAAUAGGAUCAAGGAGGUGGGAAGGUUGGCAAGCAUCCACAAGUCAGUCCAUGGAAUAACUUCCUCUGACUGGCUAUGGUGCUUUGCUGUUCUAGCCUCUGACCUCCCAGCCUGUUCUACCACGUGACCACAUGUAGGCUUUGAACCUGGGAUCUAAUGUGUGUUAAACCUGCAUGGUGUACAGGGCAACAGUUCCAUCUGGUGGCUCCUAAGGCUUGUGUAUAUGACUAGAUUCAAGGGUUGGGCAGCUGGAAGGUCACAAAUGUCCUAUGAUGGGUGCUGCUCUGUUUGUUCUCUCUGAAAGUGCACAGGAUCACAACUAUAUACUGACACACACACCAGCAUUAGCAACCUACAGUGCAGCAAAAGCACAGGAUUUCUCUGUAACCAGUUGACUCACAAGAGCAUCACAAUUGUUAGGGCGAUUUUCAAUGAGUUUGAGCCCUGAAAUUCAGCACACAUGUAAAUGCCCUGAUUAUUAGGAUGGGAAAUCAGGAAAUGGAAUGUUUAUAUAUACACCAUCAAAAUUAGGGACUCAAAUUGGACUACUAUGUUUCUGAUUCUGAGUAUUUAUCAAUAAUAGUAUCAUUUGUAAUACAAAUGUUUCUUUCUGGUGGCAGAGGUAGGGGUCUGUUUUCUGAGAAUUGUUUAUUCCAACCACCUCCUUCCUACCUUUUAAGCAACUCCUUGUUCUCUUGUGUUCUUUCCUCCAAUAUAACCAGUACCAGCAAAGGUGACCCAUUUGAGAGAGGACAGCAACACGACCAGUGGGGAGCAAACAGUGACCUGCAUCACAGAAGGAAUGCCCCAGCCAGAGGUUGUCUGGUAUACCUGCAAUAAUGCCAAAUGGUAAGGAGAUCACUUCUGAAGGGCCUGUUUGGGACAUUUGUGCUUGGGACUUCUAGUAGCAUGGGAUGGAAUUAAAAUAUGAUGGAAUAGGAGCAUCAAUAACUGUAUAAUACAGAGAAUGGAUUCCAUUAGGCAUGCUACUCAUCAAAGGAUUGAAAUAAGUGCAUGGCAGAUGGGGUCUGCAACAUAAUGUUGCAAUAUUUCUCACCUCCUGUUUGGAUGGAAUACUCUUCCUUUCCAGUGCUCCAGGCAGCCAGAUCCUUCUCUAUCAGUUUAUUCCAUCACCUCUUGCUUGCUUCAUUUUUCUUUUCCAAGUGAUAGCCAACAUUCUGUGAGUACUGAUCAUGCUCAGAUCUUAUUAGGCUGUUUUUGUUUUACUAUGCCCCAUUACAGGUUUUUUAAAAAAGUAUUUUUUACUUCUGCAAACCUCGCCUAAGCCUGUCAGUACACCUCUCUCUUCUUUAUCAGUUUUGGCUACAACACCUGACUCCCCUAUUAAAAGGAUUAAUAGCUUUUAAUAGCUUCCAGUGACCAUGCUUUUCAUAUAGCUAUUUUCACAGUUUCAGCACUCCAAAUAUUUUGAACUUGAAUUAUAUACAUACAUAAUUUUAUUUGUAUGCUGCCUUUCCAUAGUUCAAACCAUGUUCAAGGAGGCUUACAACAAGGGAAAAAUACAUAAUUACAAUGUAACAAAAGUAGUAAUAAACAAUAAAUAAAACAUCAAAAAGUAUACAACCAAACUGAACACAUAAAUCUUUAAUAUUUAAAAUAUAGAUACAAAAAAAUUGUGUCAAUAAUAGCAGCAAGAACACCCCCAUAAAACCCUCAAACAAUACCCUAUCCAAGAGUCUGUUCAGCAGCCUCAGCUUUUGUAGCUGGAGUCAGUCAAGGCCAGGUGGAAAAGGCCUGCAAGGCAGGGAGCAGGUUUUCUGUGGCUCACAGCCAAGAUCAGGGGUCAGCAAGGUUUACCUCAACUGGGCUGGUUCACUCCCACGGAGAUCACUCCGUGGGCUGCAUCGCAUCUGCGCAGACGUGAUUCCAGCACCGCGGAAGUGAGUCCCCACUCCAUGCUGCGCCGGUUUAGCGCAGCGCUCGGAGACUCACUGAGUGGGCAGCUCGGGGGCCAUUUAAAUGACCCCUGUGGGCCGCUUGUGGCCCAUGAGCCGCAGGUUGCCGACCCCUGGCCAAGAUGGUCUUAGGCCUCUUCAGUUUGCAGAUCAACCCCAAUAAAAAUGUUGUAUUGCAUUAAAAUCCUGCCUUCCCUCCCUCAUGGAACUCAUGGUGGUGCACAUGGGGUUCUAAGUGAUCACUGACCAGAUGCAGGUUCAGCAAGGGGGCUGCAUCAUGUACUUUCAGGGUCAUACUCGAUGUUGCACUGACUGUCUCCAACUAGACCUAGCAUACAAUCCUGUACAAACUUACUUUUAAGUAAGCAGGCACAGGACUGGGUUGCAGCAGUUCAAAUGGACCGUGAAUGAAUCAAACAUCUGAAGAAGCUGGGCUGUCUUCCAUUGGCUGAUUAUCUUCAACAACAGGUGUGAUGCAGAAGCCACCAAAACCCUGGUGAAUGCCUCUGAAGAGAUGGUUCUGGAAACAAACACCACCUACCGAGAUGAUAUGAGGAUUUACAUCGUGACAAGCAAGCUGCACCUCCACAGAGUAGAUGAGCCGGUCUUCCUCAGUUGUGCUACUCAAAACCUCUUGGGCACGGAUACUCAGAACAUCACCUUGGUCCCAGACAGUGAGUUCCACAGCAUGUCUUGUAUAAUACGUGUGUGUGCGCGCACACACAGCAAUGUUUAUUUCAGCGUAGGAUUGUAGGAACAUCGUCAUGUCCUCGACUUACGCCAUAUGUCCCUUCUUAUAUUCCUAGAAUUAUAUGGCAGUGUUUAAAUUAAUUCACAGGAGCACAAGUUAUAGAGGCACAGUAAGAGAAAACGAAGAGGCAUAGUUCCAAAAGCAGAUGGUGUUAAGUGAGUGAGAAAAUACUGAACAGGGAAGCAUGAAUGUGAUAAAUGCAUAGCCUAGCUUCUCCUACAGGUUCAGUGCCUGCAAAGUUUGACACCACCAUUCCUUUUGACUGCAGUUAUCCUCUGUGUGCCCCAAACCAUAAAAGGUUUGAGAAAGGCAAAGGGGAUGGAAGUGUACAAUCUUUUCAAAUGUUUGUUUUCUCCGCCCCCCCCCUUCAAUCCCUCACAGGUAUAUACAGAGUCAGGCUAAUAGUGCAUUUAGUUCAACAUUGUUUACUCACAGUCUCACCCCGGGGUUUCAGGCAGGAGCCUUUCCAAGGCAUGCCAGGAAUUGAACCUGGGACCUUUCACGUGCAAACCAUGAGUUCUGCCAUGGAGCUACAGUCCUUCCCAUACCAGAUAAGGCAGUAAAGCAACCAGCAACAUACUGCAACAUUGCAUUGUGUUUCUCAAUCCUUUGCUGUUCUCUGUGGCUCUAUACAGCUAUGGCUUCUUUGGCUUCUUUGUUGUGUGAUCACCACAACCCUAUAUGAGCUGCUUUACAAAACUCUGAAGGAGACCAACGAUGCAAGCUGAGCAAUGAAGUUGAGUAUGUGACAAAACAGUCAAUGCGAUUGUUUUGGCACAUGCCCACAUCCUAGUUAUUCUUAAUGUUCAAUGAUAAUAUACCACACUACUGCAGAGACUGAUGAGAAGUAGCAGAGAUGUCAGCCUGUGUUGAGAAAUGGGGAUUUGGGCAUAUGGUGGUGAGUCAGUCACACAAGACACUCCUCUUGCUCUUGAAGACACGCCUGUUUAGAAAAGCACCAAUGCAUGCAGAGGAAAAAGCAAAAUAACCACUUAGGGCUUGAAGAUGUAUAUGCUCAGAUGUACAUGCAGGGCAGAGGUUCUUUUCAGACCUUUUUAUGAAUGCAUAGAGGUCAGGCACCUGCAGUCCCAUUCCACCUCUCUUUCAUGUUGGUUUUUUAAAAAAAUAAUGUCCAUAAUGGUGUCUUGUUGUGAUCAUAGUAGGACCCCACAGAUUAUGACAGAUAUCUGAGGUGGCUUCCCAUUAUAUAUAAAUAGUAUCUGGCAGGAGUUGCAGGACCUUGGAUAGCUCCAAGCAGGUAAUUUACACUGAUAAAAGUCCUGUUUGGGCAUUUGCUUGGAUAUAUGGGGUUGAAGUCAACUAAUGUUUACUCAGAGUAGACCCACUGAAAUGAAUGGCCAUGACUAACUUAAGCCUGUUGAGUAAAAAGAUAGUUGACUCCAACCUUCUUCAGAAUCAGACACACACAAGACCCACCUUCAAAUGUCCCUGAGUGUCCCAGCACUGCCCACUCAGUUCUCGACGUUUCCCUGUUGAGUGGGGAAGGUUUACAGGUUUGCUGAUGGUUUCUGGUUUUAAUAUGAGGUGAGCCUCUGGCAGUGUGUGUGCAUUUUUGUUUUUUAAACAAUGGCAUAUUCUUUUUAUUUCUCUUAGUGUAAGCACCUCUAGCUGAAAAGUGGCUUUAAAAUAUACAUCUGAGCAAAUCGGUAUUCUCCUAAUUAGAAUGGGACCUUAUGUUUCUGUAUACAUUUAAUGUUUCAGAUUUGCCCUUUAAAGUGAUAAUCAUCUCAGUUAUCCUGGCCUUGCUGGUGCUCAUGUUUAUUUUCCUAGUGAUCCUCGUUGCUGUGUGGCGAAAGGUAAGAGCAUGCUUGACUCUUUUCAGUGUCUCAGUAAAAGUCCUAUAGCGAGCCUGGUAGUGAUAUUAUUUCCCUACUGUUAAGCCUUUUUUGAAAGAAUGAGUUCAAAAAUUUGGAAAAGGGCCUGAAGGACUAGGGGACAGAUUCCUGACCCAAACCCCAGAGAUCUUUUGGCAGUCAGUGUAGAAAAUAUUGAACCAGACGGACUAAUAGUCUGACUUGGUGCAAGGCAGCUUUCUAUGUUCCUAUGCCCUUGAUUGGUUGGCUGAGCAACCAUGAAGCUUUAGCUAUUCAGCUACAGGGAACCUCAGAAAUCUAGUGGUAAUAGUUGAUAGGCUGAAGCAGUUAGUUACCACUAUGAACUGUCAGUAGGCAAGGAUUUAGGCAUGUGCAUCUAGAAUAAGCCUGGAAUAUAAAUAAGGAAUUAUUCCCAGAAAAUCCACUAAUGUCUGUGGGAGAAUCUUACUCACCAGAACUAGUAGGAGACACACAAUAUAUUUUCCAGAUUGUAAAACAAUUUCCCCUCAUUAUGAAUUGCCAACUUAUUUUUAAAAAACAAAAAAAUACCACCAGUUAGUAAAAAUGGAAGGUUUCAGGAACCAAAUGGCCAUUUGGAAAUUUGGGGGAGCACUUCUUUUUGAUAAGAUGAUAAAUAACAAUGGAAGUGUGGCUGCUUUCAUGUGGCUGUUCCAUGGUGGGCAGGUGGAUAAAGCUAUAGAACAAUUCAGGAUGGCUGUGCCCACUUAAGCCUCAUUGAUUUCAACAAGAAUUAGGUGUGCAUAAUUCUGUGGUCACUGUGUUCAUAAUGUCAUCACAUCACUUGAUUAGCCUUCCUGGAGAGGCAGAAACCAUCCCUCAGAUAGAGGUCUUGAUAUGUGGAGAUUGGGGAGAUGUGUGGAUGUGCUUACUGAAAACUACAUGGACACCUAAUCUUCCCAGGCUUCCUGGAUACCAACACAGCACAGUCCUUUCUAACACCUUCCUUUCCCUUUCCUUAGAAGCCUCGCUAUGAAAUCCGCUGGAAGGUGAUUGAAUCAGUCAGCUCUGAUGGACAUGAAUAUAUCUAUGUGGACCCCAUGCAGCUUCCAUAUGACUCCAGCUGGGAGGUUCCCAGAGACAAGCUUGUGCUAGGUGAGGGGAAGAGGAUGGGAAAGGAUUCAUGCUUAAAUGGUUAGUGCCACUAAGCAGAAGAAGGGCAGAUCUGUUCCAGGACUACUACCUCCAUGUCUUGCUUGGACUACAACUUCCAAUACUACAGGAGAUGAGGAAUAAUUUUGUAGUCCCUCGUAGAGCCACCUUCUGCAGUCCUCUGCAUUUGGAUACUGGAGGGUAGUACACAGAAAAAGCACUUCAAAUUUCCAUAGCAGAAUUCAAUAGCUUCAGCACUAACUCAACUUCCAGGUAGACAAUGCACCACUAGGGGGAACCAGAAAGCUGUGGCAUGCUAUUGCAACACUUGUUCAGCAAUAUCAUUAAUUUGCAAGUUGCUCCUGUCUUAGAAGGAGCAGUGCAGAAAGACUCCAGCCAUGCAGAGAAGAGGAAGCAGCGCCAUACAACAGUGGCUGGGGUGUGAUCAGCAAAUGCACUAAUGGGGAUCGGUUCCCAAUCAUACUGAGGCCACUAGGCACAUAUUCUCAUAAUCAGAGAAUAUGUAAAGAGAUAAGCAGCUAGGAAUGAGAUGCUGUGGAAUUUGCAAUAAAUUCCCCACCUAGCGGUCCCAAGUAGAAUGCAUCCAAGAAGAACGCGUGACUAGCGCAGGAGUCUUAUCGGUCAUGCGGAAACUAUCUCUUGCCCAGACAUCAUAACUCCCAACUUUAGUCAUUCCCCAGUGGAAUAACUCAUGCUGUCCAAUCGUUUAAGUAAAGAGCUGAACAUUUUCCAUGCAGCUGUUCUGCGGACUCCUCCCAUUACUGUUAAUAGCUGGAAAGUCCUAAAGUUAUGGUUUUCUUAUGUUGUUCCUGAUGGAGAAUAUGCCUUCAUCUUCCUGCUGCAGGACGCACACUGGGCUCCGGGGCCUUUGGGCGUGUGGUGGAAGCAAUAGCCCACAGCCUGAGCCACUCACAGUCUACCAUGAGAGUUGCUGUGAAAAUGCUUAAGUGUGAGUUUGGAAUCUUCUCUCCCCCUUGCUGCCAAGUGUUUGCACCCCCUUUCCAUGCACCUUGUCUUUCUAAUAUAUUUUCACCAUCUUCUGCCUGUGUCUUCAGUGUUCACUGGCCUUGCUCAUGUGACACGCAUAAAAGCAUGCCAUUAAGCAAACUGUUUCCCCAAAGAAAAAAUACAUAGUAACCUUUAGCCAUUUCCUGAAUCCAAGGUGAUGUGAAAUCACUUGUGGUUUGUGGCUUGCUUAUGUGGUAGCCACAAUAUAACAGUCCACAGUAUGAAAUACAGCCACAUGGAAAUCUACUUUUUGGUAGUGGCCAGGUGAGGUGAGUAAUGUCUGGAUCAUACUGCAAUCUAUGCUCACCUGGAUGUAAUCUUCUUUGAACCCAAUACUUCUGAGUAGUCACAUAAAGGAUUGUGCUGUCAGCCUUCAAGUGUACAAUCCAGAGGAGGCUUCCCCUUACCUGUUGUCACCUGUUGUCUCUUUCUUCCCACUUCUGAUCAUCUUUCUGUGUCUAUCCGAUGUUAACAUUUUUCUGAAGAUGGAAGUGUCUAGAGCACUCCCUCCCCCCUUGUACUUCUAAGCUGCUGUUCUGCAUUUCAUAAUUUGAUCCACCCAUCUUCCAGCUACUGCCAGAAGCAGUGAGAAGCAGGCGCUAAUGUCGGAACUGAAGAUCAUGAGUCACCUUGGGCCUCAUCUGAACAUUGUCAACCUGCUUGGAGCCUGCACCAAAGGAGGUACCAGUGUCACGACUGUGUUCUUGUGCCCUUGCCUUUCUCUUCCUCUCCAUGCACAUUGAAACAUUUAUCAUUAAUAGGUCUUAACCUGAGAAAGUAACAAACCUGCAUUGGGGCAAGGAGAGUCAGGAGGGUCUCAUGCUUUGCUGUUCCAUCAGCUAAAGUGCUGUUCCAUGUGGUUGUUUUCCAGCAGGCGAGGAAAACCUGCCAAUUGCCCUGUCACUAUCCAAACCUCCAUGUUAUGGAACUGAAAGAAAAAGGUUCACCCACCCUCUCCACCUUUUUAUUUUAGACUGCCCACCAGAAUGAUAGCCCCCCCCCUCCGCUGCCCCCCGUUGUGCACUUUUAAUGGGUCCAUUGUUAUUUUGCCCUGAUACUUUUAAUCAUUCCAUUAUUUUCAAACCCACAUUUUCCCGUUCCCCCCCCUAGGCCUUUAGUGCUAUAGAGACUGAUCUCAUAACAAGACAAGUUAGACACAGUAGGGGAGGGGCAGCAUAUAGCUGGAAGCAAAACAGUUAUUUUGAUACAAUGCGUAGUCCUUCCACACUUCCUGUUGCAGCUUUAUGACAGCAUUGUCACAUUUUCCCCAUUUUCAAAGCACUAAGUAUCACACCCAUCAACUGCUACAGCUGCCAGUAGAUGCUUGCAUGCCUUUCUUUUUGGCAGUCCCAGAUUCUCUCCCCUAGAGAAUGCUCUGUCCCAUUUGUACCCACAGAUAUUUAAUACAUGACACUUACAGAAAUGAUUAGUUGUUUGGCCAGCCGGCCUGCAUACUUACGAACAUGGACCAGUGCUAGUGGAGGUCCGCACAACAACUUGUGCACACAUCUAUGCAAUUCCUCAGAAAAUGCCUCUACUUAAUCUAAAUAAAUGAAAGCAGAAAGUGUGAAAUGUAAAUGCAAACAGGCAGCCUUGAGCAACAAAAGGCCUGGUUCGCACACUAACCUAGCACGGGAUCCGUGCUGUGUGGUCAAAUAGCUGGCAGGAGGCAACAUGCAACGCAAGUGCUUCCGAGGGAGCACUUGCUUUAAAACAUGUGGAGACAAAGCAAGCAAUGUUGCUUUCAACUCUGACAAAGAGAUAAUGCACACACACCUAGUUUUCACACUUGGGUGGUAAAAUCUAUGUCUAGCUGCACCACUGCCAGCAGGGAUUCACAUAACAGAAUAUCCCUCCUGGCAUGCAUGUUUUCAAUGCAGAGGGCUGGCUGUUGUUGUUGUUUGUAGAAGCAUUCAGCAACAUGAGCCCCUUGCAGUCUGAAGUGGAUUACCAUUUCUGUAAGGCCACAAUUGCCCUAUUCUCGAGUCAUAUUCAAGGAAAGCAAUACUCCUACCUGGAUGGCUAGAGCUGUUCUUCUCCUCUGCAGGCCCUAUCUACAUCAUAACAGAGUACUGUCGCUAUGGAGACCUGGUGGACUACUUGCACAGGAACAAGCACACCUUCCUGCAGUGCUGCAGUGAGAAAGCCAAGCAGGAAGCAGAGGUGUAUGGGAAUGCCCCCACUGAGGACAGGGUGCAGAGGUACCUGCUGUUUGACACUCUCCCCUCUCUUUAGUGCACGCUAUCUACAUUCACUACAUGCAUGCUUUCUAUUCCAUCACCAUCUACAUACAGGAGUGUGGCCUUUCUGAAACGGAAACCUGUGAAUUAUAGCAUCUCUGUAAACAAGUUUAAAGGAUAGCAAAUUCAGCACAGAGCUGGCUUUCCCUUGCGUUUGCGUGUGUGCUUAUUUUAGUUCUACAUUUCUAAGGCGGACUGUUUUGCAAUCGGUAUCAAGGGAGUUGACAUCUAGAUUCCAGUACAGUUUUGCCCGAGUUGUUUGUUUUGCUCAAAGAGGAUUUACAUAAGCAUUUCCCUCAGUCAUGGGGCUGACAUUUGGAAUCGCCCCAAGGUGAGAGCCCCCUGGAACUCAGUUGCAUGUAACAAAGAUCCAUAUGCAUUUGCCCCACAUGUGACUCUUUACUACUUAAUUCACUCCAUUGAGAUUAUCAUGAAUUGCAGCACGUAGAAAAUCAAAGGCCAACUGUUGAUCCCAUUCCAGAUGUGCAAGGAAUAUUUUAGCAGAACAAUGCAGAUGGUUGAAGCAAUUCCCUCAAGCCAAACUAAAAAAUAAAAUAAAACAAUGCCCACUAAGGAAGGGACAUUCUUCAGGAAGAUUCUUGUUGUUGUUUAGUUGUGUCUGACUCUUCGUGACCCCAUGGACCUGAGCAUGCCAGACACUUCUGUCUUCCACUGCCUCCCGCAGUUUGGUCAAACUCAUGCUGGUACCUUCGAGAACACUGUCUAACCAUCUCGUCCUCUGUCGUCCCCUUCCCAACAUCAGGGUCUUUUCCAGGGAGUCUUCUCUUCUCAUGAGAUGGCCAAAGUAUUGGAGCCUCAGCUUCAGGAUCUGUAAUUCCAGUGAGCACUCAGGGCUGAUUUCCUUCAGAAGGGAUACGUUUGAUCUUCUUGCAGUCCAUGGGACUCUCAAGAGUCUUCUCCAGCACCAUAAUUCAAAAGCAUCAAUUCUUCGGCGAUCAGCCUUCUUUAUGGUCCAGCUCUCACUUCCAUGCAUCACUACUGGGAAAACCAUAGCUUUAACUAUACGGACCUUUGUUGGCAAGGUGAUGUCUCUGCUUUUUAAGAUUCUUACAUGGUCUAAAUAAACUUCUCCCCUCUUUGCAGCCAUGUUUCCUUAUCUGUGGAAAGUGAUGGGGGCUACAUGGAUAUGAGCAAGGAUGAGUCAUUGGAUUAUGUGCCCAUGUCAGUGCCCAUGUCAGAUAUGAAGGGUGAAAUCAAGUACGUGGACAUUGAUGCCUCCAAUUAUGGUACUACCUAUGAGCUGGACAGCUAUUCGCCAUCCGGUAAGAGAAUUGACAGAGACAGGCUGCAUGCAUGGGUGUCCAGUCAUACCAAUGUGAAACAGUUUAAUUGCUUCAAAAUCCAAUAUGCAGAACUGAAGGUGUUGUCUGUGUCAUCCUUAAAUUGUAUUUUCAUUGUCAGGAGAAGUAAGCAUCUAAUAUUACUCCUGAUAUCUCUUGGUCCCAUGUUUUAGCAAGGCUUUUAUUGUGUGGGUUUAGGUGUAGUUAGACCUGUGUGAUGUCUGAUUGUAUCUCUGCUCUUUGUUUUCAGCUUCUGAAAAGGUGGCGUUGAUAAAUGAGUCUCCUCUCCUCAGCUAUGUGGAUCUUGUUGGAAUUAGUUUUCAGGUUGCCAAUGGAAUGGAGUUCCUAGCUUCCAAAAAUGCAAGUACUUUUUAUAUGCAGAAUGAUACAAUAAUACCUAGGGGUGACUGGUUUCAAAGUCUUUUUGGGCAUGCCUGUGGAAUAUGAAAUUAAUGGAAGCAGGUAGAGGGGUUUAGGAUCAGCUAUCUUUAGUACAUUUCAUUAUAAACAGAGACAGGAUGUUUGAGUCAUGUGGUACUAGCCAUCCUUUAGACAUUGCUGCUUCUUCCUUUUUCUGGGGAACAGGCAAUAUUAUCUCAUUACAUGAGGGUGCGGACCAGAGACAUGACACAGUGAAGGUACACUGCACAUCAUGAAGUUAAUUCAUUUAUUCAUUCAGGUAAUUUCUAUCCCACUUACAUUUUUAGUAAAACCUCUUCAGCGGUUUAUAAUAUAAUGAAAUAUGAGUGAAUAAACUUAUUAUGAUGCAAUGAUAUGCAGUCUAGCUUCACUGUAAAAUCAAAAGUAUUUUUUACACACACACAAAAAAAUCCAUCUCUUCUGGAGAUAUCUCACAUGCUCUGUGACAUCUUGCCAGAAGCCAUCACUGCUUCUCCACUGGCAGCAGAGGCAGCAGAAUGGGCAGGGCAUCUAUGGGGGCAUUGCUUCUUAGGCUUCUGCUGCCUGAGGCAGCUUCCUCACCUCACCUCAUAGAGGUGCUGGCCAUGUUGAUAUGACUUGUAGUAGGGAAGGUACCCUGGCACUAAGCUGUUUAGGGCUUUAUAAAUCAGUAGUAUCUCUUCUUGGCUCAAGGCAGACCAGAGUUUAGUCAUGCAAUACUCAGUCCCUAUUUCAGGUCUUUUCGGUGCUAAUAUGGACUAUGGAGAUACCAUUAAAAAUGCAUCUGCCAGUACUAUUCCUGAAAGUAAUCCUCCUCCAUGCUGAGGAAGUUACCUUCCCCAUUUCAAUGUAGAAAUCAUUGUUCAUGUAAGACUGCUUAAAAAAAAAUGGUCUAAGUUAAGGUGACUCAAGUUCUGUACCAAGAAAACCUACAUUUUGUGACUGGUAUAAAUUUUACAAGUUAAUAAAUUCAUGUAUAUUUUCCAUGGUUUAUUUUGGUUCUCGUAGUCAUGGGGGAAGGGGGAAAGCAAAAAGCUAUGCAGCCACUGCAGUCCCACCUCCUGGCCAAUGCAAAUACUGCUUUGUUCCCUUACUGGUUUCUGCAAUUUCUAUAUACUUCCUCUGACUCUUUGAGGGCUAAACUUACUUUAAAAUUGAAAGAAAGAAAGAAAGAAAGAAAGAAAGAAAGAAAGAAAGACCAAGGCUCUCAAGGUGAUUAAUUGCAUUGCCAGUCUGAAUAUAUGCCCUUGUGAUGUAUAGUCACGCACUAAACACAGCCCCCACCUACGUGGCAUAAGCAUGCAUUGGGCCGCCCUUAGACAAUGUAAGUAUUCUUAAAGCUGCAUUGCAAAGUAAUGUUUGCUGCCACAGACAAACACAAUUGCCAUUUCACUGGGAUAACUUCAGACUGUAAAUCACCCAACGGCAUUUCAGUGAUGCUGUAUUAUUUUUGAUCCUUGCUGAGUCAUCCUUUUCACAGAAGGUAUUUUUAAAAAACAACAACUGGGAAAAGGAAGCAUGGGGAAAGUGGUCAAACUCGUGCAGACCAAGUUACUGCUAAGAGUUACCACACCUAAGCCCUGUGGUUAUUUCCCAGAGAGCAUUCCCGCAAGCCACAGUUGUUCUGAAACAUUACACAUACAACACAAAUGCCACAGGCUAUUAAUGGUACCGCAGGUAAGCAUACUGAAGCAGUGCUAAUCUAAAGGCUUUUGUUAGGAAACAGACUUAAGCAAGAGAAUGGAGAAGUGAAAAUGGCAAGACAAUUGCAUGCAAGAAAGGUGUCAUCCUUCAUGAGAGGUUCUGUUCAGCAAUGAACUCUGAGACUAAAAGCACAAAGGUUCAAGAAAACACAGUUGAUUAAUUCCACAAUGUUAGAUUCUCAGGCUGUGUACAAUUAUUAUUCCUUUGCAACCAUCAUCAUAUAUAAUGUGGAGAGCAUAUUUUCACUGCUUUCCUGCUCUGAUUCCUAAACUGCAAUUUCUUGCCUAUGUCCCGGGUAGGAAAGGUAAAUUUGGUUCAGUUUGCAUUUCAGGGCAAAUCUACCCAAUCUGCACUUCCUACAACAAUGUGUGAACCUCAACACAGCCACCCUUCAAAAUUCAAAAUUCACAGAAUUCACAAAGUAAUGUAUACAAAAAUACUAAGGGAAGAUGUGCAUAAAAAUGCAUAUAUCAGUGAAAGUAGCAAACACUUAAAAAAAAUAAAUCACAAGUUGAUGUGGAAAUGUGGAGAACUAAAUUUAAGAUUGGAAAAAUGAGAAAUGGGGAAAAAACACCCCAGGCAAAUCAAAGGUUAGAGUAGGGGUAGUCAACCUUUUUAUACCUACUGCGCACUAAUGCAUCUUUCUUGAUGGUAAAAUUUCCUUACCGCCCACCAGUGCUCGAUGGAAGGAGGAUUCAGCUUGUGCCGUAGAACCCCCAACCGCCCACCUAGAAUCCUGAAAGUGGGUGGUAGGGACCAGGUUGACAACCCCUGGGUUAGAGUGUGAUGCUGAUAAUGGCAAGGUUGCAGGUUGCAGGUUCGAUCCCCAUAUGGGACAGCUGCCUAUUCCUGCACUGUAAUUCUAUAAUUCUAUGAUUCUAUGACAGUCGUCAAGGGACACUACAAAAAGAAAAUGUUCUGAACACCAGGCCUUACACCCCCUCUUCCCGCUUUGUAAAGCAGUUGGCUAUGCAUUUGCAUUUCCACAUCAUUAAUAAAGCAGCUCAAAACCUGUCUCAGUCAUUUUAAAAUAUGUGUGUCUUCUGCAUUAGAGCUGAUUGCAUUCAGGUUUUUCAGGGUCUUACUUGAAGCACUACAAAACCCUGCAAAACUAGAAACUGCAGCCUGACAGGAGAAGAAAAGCCCCACAGGCAAUAGCAGGGAUGAAAUAACACCAGACUGGCAGAGACUUCAACACUGGCGAUGGGACUGUGUCCUCUACAUCUGAGGACAGCAUGCUAGCUUAAGAGGUGUAGGGCAGGCUACAUGGAACACACACAGUUUUGUUGUCUGUCACCUCACUGCUGCUUAGUAUCUGCCACCUGAGAUCUGCCUAAUGGAAGGGAUGGUCCUCAAAGUCUGUAAAGCUUUUGGGCAGGAUUCACCUAACAAGUCCUAUUAGUGGAAGCCCUGUGCAAAGAUUUCCAAUAAGGUUUUCCCUCCUCUAUUCCCCCGCAUGCCCCCAAAAUUGGUUUGUGAGGUCAGAAUAAUCCGCAGACUAGUGUAUAGUGGGGGGAGAGAGGAAUAAUUCUGUCAGGCAAGCUGAAACACUUGCACUGAUGGAACAAUUUCCUUAGCAUGACAUUGAAUUCCUCCCAUUGUUUGAUCACAGUGCACUCCCUACUAUUUCACAAAAAUUUCUUGUUGAUGCUGCUUUGGUCUGAAGGCACUUCCUGCAGAAAGCAGCAGAUUUCUUGAAAAAUCAUAACUGUUUAACAGUUUAUACACUGUGUCUUUUCCCCUAUUCCACAGUGUGUGCACCGAGACCUGGCUGCAAGGAAUGUGUUGAUCUGCGAGGGGAAACUGGUGAAGAUCUGUGACUUUGGUCUAGCUAGAGACAUAAUGCGGGAUUCAAAUUACAUCUCCAAAGGCAAUGUGAGUGACUUGAUUACAUGGACUCUGAGUGUCCCUUUGAACUUCCACGAGUCUUGUCUUGUGUAAGGGCCAUAUGACAGAUGUCUCCAACUUCUGACGGAGAUUUACAAAAAUGGUUCCUGACCUCUUUACAGAGCAUCUGCAGGCUAUUUUCUGAGAAAUGGAUCUCCAAGUUAUAUAUGGCCCAUGAAUUAUUUUCAUGCUCCAAAGAAGAAUUUCACCUUCUUUGUGAUUCACUGUCUCCAUCUCUCCAUCUCAUUCAGCUCCUCCAGCUUUUGUUUUAAAACCUCCUUCAGUCCCCCUGAGAACUUGCUUCUGCUUCCCUAGAUGAUCAUGCUUCAGUUUCCUGAAUACUGACUUAGUCAUUGGCUAUGAGUAAGUCCUCUAGUCCAGAGCUCCCAUGGUUACUAUGUCUCUUAUAACUUAACCUCCAACUUUAACGCAAUCUCUAGAACUUCACUGGACCUACUGAGCAGCCCCAUCUCCCUCAUUUGUCAGUGCAUGAUGAACAGACAACAGUGCUGCAAACCACUCGUCUCUUAUAGCUGCUGAGCCUCCUAAGUGUAUGAAGCAAAAGCAACCAGAGCUUCCCACCUUUCUGCAAUUUCCAAGCAUUCAAAUAUUUCAGGAAGCCCUGAACCCUCCUAGGACACUUCUUUCACACCAAAAAUUCUGAUAUUGACUUCACGGGAAAAGAAUAGCUGAUGCUAAGACCGCAGAAGUCAUCAGUUGUAAGGAACCUGGUCUUUAAUGAUCUUAUCUACAUUCACAAGGAACCCCAGCUAAACAUGGUUCCUUCUGACCCCAGUAGUCUGCAUACCCCUUAUUUAUCCCCAUUUGGUUUUAAGGACGUAAGAAGAGGCUGCUGGAUCAGGCCAAUGGGCCAUCCAGGCCAGCAUCUCAUUCUCACAGUGGCCAACCAGUGGGAAACCUGAGCACAAGAGCACUCUCCUCAACUCCUGGUUCUAAAUGCAAGGCUGUGGAUGCACCCCCUCUAGCUUUGGGUUCUUCUCCUUUCCUCUCACAUCUUUGCCUUCCAUCUUCUCCUCUAUACUACAUUGACUGGCAUGUCUCAGCUCUGGGCCUCUAACCUUCUCACAGCACAAGGCCCACAUCCAUUUCUUGAUUCUGCACCAAAGCCCUUCAUGACCUGUGUUCAACAAUGGAUUGCUUCACAAUGGUUUAUGCAUUCCCUUUUAAUUCCAUGAGUCAUCUUACUAGAUACUAGGCAACAAAACUCCUUGCAUCCUAACUGAUCCAUGCUAGCCUUACCAAUUUUGGUUUCCCAAAUUUCUGGGAAUCUGGACAAUGAGGCUUCUCAGCACAGACGGCUAUGGUGGAUGGGGCAUGGAAAGAGUAUUCUUCAAGAACUUUCUAGAAGCUCCAGUCUGCAGUCUGUGCUGGCACAUUCCUAUAUGUGGGACUAUCCCAAAUAUCCACUGAAACAACCAUUGCAGUUACAUAUGGGCACCUAUGCCUUUUUCUCCUUUACAUGGCAGCCACUGAGACAUUUGGCUCCUGCUGUCAUUGGAUAGCAUCUUGUUCUAAUAAAAAAAUACCCAUAUACACAAGGCUCAAAGCACUCUGCAGUCAUCCUCAAGAGCCACAUAUCUGAUUUUUUGUCUUGAGCUGAUUGUGCGAAUGCACAGGCUGAGGUUUUCAGAGGCUUAAAUAAUCUAACCACUGUGAGUCACCUUGCACAUCUCAGAAUCUCCCUUACGCGACCCUUCUCUUAGAUGAACAGGGAAAUGAAACCGUGGUCCUUCGCAAUCCUUCCUGGAGAUUAUUUUUGAUGCUGGUUGCACAAAUAAGCCCACUAAGAGUUCAGGGAAUUGUAAUAGGAAAGCAGCACGCAAGCUGCUAGAGAGAAAACCAGAAGCAGGCUAGUUUCGUAUGUCACAAAUAAGUAUGGUCUGGAAACUGUGGAGACAAGUACAGGAAAUGAGGGUAGCAAGAAUUGUAUGUCUGUCCCUUUUGUCAGAGCCUCUUAAUGUUCAUCACGUUCAUUCUUUUCAAUCAAGCACACUGCCUAACCUGACUGUUCCUGCCCACACUGGGCGUGUUUCUAAGCAUUUAGCUCUGACUACUGGAAACUCACUAACGCCCUUCACACAUUAUAUUUGUGAAGAGGACUUGCCAUGUUGAAGGGGAUUUUGUGUGCUAGCUACAGGUCCUGUCCUUGGUGUUUCACUGCUCUCUGGUGUCAUCUCGCCGCCCCCCCCCCCCACUGCCCCAAUGCUUAUGCAUUGAACAUGGAUGUCUGAGCAGGGGAAGCCUACACACACAGAUUUCUAUGCAGGGAAGUCUAUGUGCAUAAAAUUCUCCAUGCAUAUAUUUUCCCUGGACUAUACCAUAAUCCUAAAUAGAAUACCUGGUGGCUUUUCCCAUGCUACAGACUAGGUUUCAUUAAAAGUCACAUGGAAGGCCCUCACUGUUAGCAAACAGAUGAAAAUUCAUUGAAGAUCACUGCAUUUCUGCUGUGUCUUUUGGUUAUAGACCUUCUUGCCAUUGAAAUGGAUGGCACCUGAGAGCAUCUUCAACAACCUCUACACUACCUUGAGUGAUGUGUGGUCUUUUGGAAUCCUCCUCUGGGAAAUAUUCACUCUGGGUAAGCAACUGGUCAGUGUCACCCAGACUCUGUUUGACCCAUCCCACUUACUGGAUUUCCUGUGUACGGAAUGAAAACAAUGUUUCUCACUCUCUUUAAUCUACAUAUGCUUCAUAUACUAUACUAUAAGUACCUUCACACAAGCCCAGAAUCAUUCAUCUUUCAAGAUAAGGACUAAACUAUGCAUGAUGUCCGCUUACCCUCUUUUAGGGAUGCAGCAGCUUUGCAGGACGGCCAGCGCCUCCCCUCAUCCCCCUACAAUGCAGGACUGGGCCUCGGGGUCUGGCAGUGCGGUCCUCAGAGGGGCCACCAAACAUUAGCCUUUUGCCAUUACCAUUGCUGUACUGGUAGUAAGAAAGAGACUAGUAUGAGGUGGUGCUGGCAUCGUCAUGCAGUAUACGGAAGUUUCCCCACUAACUGGUUUUGCUUGACCUCCUUUUUUAUCCCUAGGUGGGACUCCAUAUCCUGAACUGCCCAUGAAUGAGCAAUUCUACAAUGCUAUCAAACGCGGCUAUCGUAUGUCCAAGCCUACACAUGCUUCUGAUGAAAUGUAAGUGUUAACAGCGUAUGUUUGCAUAUGUUUGUUUAUACUGAGAGAAAGAAAGUCCCUUCCUCUCUCUCAGUAUAAAAAAGGUAAAGGGACCCCUGACCGUUAGGUCCAGUCAUGGACAACUCUGGGGUUGUGGCGCUCAUCUCGCCUAACUAAGCUGCUUCUGGUGAGCCAGAGCAGUGCAUGGAAACGCUGUUUACCUUCCCAUGGAGCGGUACCUAUUUAUCUACUUGCACUGCAUGCUUUCAAACUGCUAGGUUGGCAGGAGCAGGGACUGAGCAACCGGAGCUCACCCUGUUGCAGGGAUUCGAACCGCCAACCUUCUGAUCGGCAAGCCAGUAUAGCACUUCCCAAAUUAUUAUUAUUUGCUUUUUGUGUUUCUCCAGCUAUGAAAUCAUGCAGAAAUGCUGGGAUGAGAAAUUUGAGAUCCGACCUUCUUUCUCUCAACUGGUGGUACUCGUGGGGAACCUGCUGGCAGACAGCUAUAAGAAGGUAGAGUUGGGUGGGGCUGAGAGGAUAAAAAUGAUAGGAGGAGAGCACAGGAAACAGCCUCAUUUCUAAACUAGUCCAUGACUGUUGACAUCAGCGUGAAACAGAUUGUGUAAAAGAUUGGGAGUAAAUCUGAUUACAGAGGGAAAGUGGUGGGAAAAGUGGGCUGUCUAACAUUAUAAUAUUUUCUAGUAUGAUUCUGAUUUCUUCGUUUCCAUUUUCAGUUCCAGAUCUGGAGCUAGCCUUUUUCACAGACUUGUGCUCUUAAGAAACUGUAGAUUCAUUAGGGCUGUCCUUAUAUUUAGAAUCAAUAAAAAAUCAGCAUUGCCUUUAUCUUAUGUAAUAGCCUUGUCCUUGUGUGAAAAUGCCAUGUGCUGAAACAUUACAUGUGGUAUUCAUGCACUCACAAGCACUUUCUAUCCUAUUUGCCUUAUAUGAGAGCAGAAGUACCAACAAGUCAAUGAAGAGUUCUUGAAAAGCGACCACCCUGCUAUUGUCCGCACAAGGCCCUGGAACUCAGGGCUCAACAAUUCCAGGUCCACUGCCAUCAAUUCCAGUGCCACCUCAGGCACUGUCCUUUAUACAGCUGUUGAACAAAAUGAAUUGGACAAUGAUUACAUCAUUCCUUUGCCGGACCUUAAACCAGAGGGAGCCAAUGAAAACCCGCAGGAGGCCUCCAGCAGUCGGGCAAGGUUAGAAUCUUAAUCUUUCUUCCACUGUGACAUUAUUCACUCCCAGACCUCCAUUAUCUCUGUUCUACCAAUUGGUUACCUGGCAGGUGAAGUAGAUUAAACUGUUUUUAUACUCAGUAGCCAGUAUGGAAGCUGAGUGGAUUAGUCUUGGCUCUGUGUGCCUUGAAGUGGUGGUUCCCAAAGGUUUUUCUCAUCUAUUGCUCUUCCCGUUGAAGUAUCCUGAAAUAUCAGGGCGCCUGGAACACUCUGAAGUGGUGGUUGCCAAAGAACCAAAUGAUUAUGAAGUACAAAUGGAGAAAAUAAUCUUAGGUAGAAUGACUGAAGAUUUUGAAACCCAUAUUUUGAAGGAGCUUUCAGUCACUGAAUGGCCCCCAUAUAUUUACUCCAUUUUGGAGAUGGGGAACCUGGUUGUCCAAAGCUUCUUAUGGAAUUUUCUUUAAGAAGAAGAACAACAACUGGUUUCAGAAAUCAGAAUGGCAGCCCACAUGGCACCCAGCUAAGGCUUUCGUAAUGUAUUUACUCCCGAUUAAAGCUGAAAUUUGAUUCUUUCUCUUUCUCUUCUUUGCUCUUUCCACCAUUAGCUCUUCACUGAAUGAAGCACACACAUCGUCUACUAUAUCCUGCGACAGCCCUCUAGCCCCACAGGAAGAAGAAGAAAAAGAAGAGGAAGAAGAAGAAAAAGCACCAGAACUAAAGCCAGACUGCUAGGAUUGUUAGAGAGGUGUGUGUGAGAGAGCAUGUGUGUGUGCAUGCAUGGUGGUGCCGGGGAGUUCUGGUCACAAAUUGGUGCUUCCCUCUCCUUCAGCCCUACUGCAAUAUGCCAUUAUCUUCCAUUCUCUUCAGCCCACAGCAGAACCCAGAAACUGUAACACUGAAGAGACUUUCUGCAGCCAGGAUUGAGUAGAAGUUUAUAUGGCUCCUCACGCUUCAUAACUGAGACUAUUUUUGUUCCAUUGCCUAAUGCAGAAUUCAUUCGCCAUUCGUACUUGUCUCUGCUAACCAAGACCAUCAUGAUGAGAAAUGUCACUCUUUGCUUGACAGCCUCACUACCUUAUUGCUGGAGCAGAAUGAACCUUCAUAUACGACUAAUCUCUUCACAAUAAGGCAUGUUCCCCUUGUAUCAAGCCAGAGAAAAACCUCCAGUGGUCUCUUGAGGAGUGCCUUAUUCUAAUUGUUUCACUUUCUAUUUUUUCAAGCUGAUUUUUGAGGCCAGCAACUGUUCAAUGAAUUCUCUAAUCAAUGGAUUAUUAAAUUACACCUUUUAAAAUUUAUCAUGAAAGUGUGGAUGGGGUAUGAAUGUAUGUAUGUAUGGACAGUUUUUUUGUUUUUGCUUUGCUAGCGAAGGAGACACCGAGAAGUGAUCUGCCCACAGUUUUAUCCAAUUUACAGACAUUGCAUGGAUUCUCUGUCCAGGGCAGAAUUAUGAUGAUGACCAACAGAAGAGCAAUAUCAGGCAUUUCACUCGGGUUGUGCUCUUCAUUGCCUGGGUUCUCCACUGCUUUUGCUGAGUAGUUCCAGGAUCACGAGAAUGAUGGUACAGAUACAGGUACCGUGGAUUACAGGUACUAAUAGAUCUCAAGGAUCAGAGAUUGUCUAGACUAGACCUAAAGCCACAACUUUAUCGCCCAAGGACAUACUGAGCAAAUGGAGACCAUCAACUAAUGACUCAGCUGUGGCAACAGCAGGACAGUCCACGGCUACAUUUCUCUGCAUUCUGUCUUUUUAUCAUACUUCUCAUUUUAAAAGGAACAAGUGGGUCUUUCUGAGGCCAGUAGGAGGAUGCUAGUGUACCUUGCGAGGAAAGGCAAACUGCACUAUAUUUGUUUUACCUUGGAGGUUGAUUGAUAGCCGUUGUCAUUGGUCUGUCCCAUUCUGCCUCUAAGGGGAAAGCAUUGUUGGCAGGUUCUUUCAGGAAAAAUGCAGGUUGUGCAUAUGGCAGCCUUCGCCAACCUGAUGCCCUCCAAAUGUUUUGGACUACAACUCUGUUGCACCUGAAGGGGCAGUGGUUCUUUUUGGAUUCAGAACACAAUGGGGUGAAGGCUGAAGAUUUUAUUAAACAGCUCAAAGAAAACCACAAAGCAUUGCCAUUUUCAUACAUCCAUGAUGCUGUUGGAGAGCCCCUCAACAGACAAUGGGCAUGACUCCUGCUUCUGGAGCUUAGCCAGUAUACAGCACUUUCCAGGUAGCCUAGUAUAGCGGUUCUGACUAACAAACAUGCUCUCGGGGGUAUAUACACACAGCUAGAAUUUAGGUGAUACAUCAGUUUCCCACCAGAGCAAAAGACUAAUACUUGGCAGGACGUCAACAUAGAUCACUUCCAGAGCUAGCUAAUGCUCCCCAUAGCAGGUGUCAGGAUGAUAUCCCUGUGAAAGCUUAUCUAGAAGGUCAUGUUUCCCACACAGUGCUGUCUCAGCAUGAUGAACUGUGAGAAACUACUAGUUUGUGGAAUAAACAUAAGUAACCACCUAAAGGCCCAGACCCACAGGAUUUUUAAAUAUUAUCUGGGCAUGAGAGGGGCAAUUGCUGGGCACCCCCCAAAUCUCCUUGAGAUAAUAAUUGUCUUCUGCAGUGUGGCAAUAGAAACUCCCAUCAGCCGCAGUUAGCAUAUGCUGGCUGGAGCUGAUGGAAGUUAGUCCAAAACAAGUGGAGGCAACCAGGUCGCCAAAGCCUACCAUAUGGCAUAGCCUGCAUCUCAUAUCAGACUUAUAUAGAGAACCUUUACUUUUCUUGUUUUAAGCACAAAGCAUUGGGAGAUGAUGAGGAUGGGCAGAGGAGAUUCUACUCCAAAGAUGAGCAGUAGAUGGUAGGUGAGGUUCUCAAUAUAUUCUAUUUAAGAGAAUCCUGAAAAAUUCCUGCCAGUGUGCCUCAGAGCUAAUCUACAUUUUAGACAGAAUGAGCUAGCAGAGUUCUUUCCCAUGCUACUUCAAAUUACAGGUUGGGGGCAGCACACUUUGAAUAUUCUCCCUUGUAAAAAAGAAAAUCACUAUGUAUAGCACAGCAGAGCUGUGUAGCCUUCUCUUUGGAGUGCUGGCCUAUUACAUGCAAAGAGCUUCAAAAAUAUGGUUUCUCACUGUGGUCAGGAACUGUCAAAUUUGGUUCUCAUUCGUCAUAAUCUGUAGAUCAACUCCAAACUUGCCUCAGCCAGAAAUGCCCCAGUUGGAAAACUGCUUUAUCUCGAAGCCUUCCUUAACAGAAGCAAUUCCUGGCAGAAUUGACUCUAAUGUCUCCUCCAAUUCACUAAAUAUGCAUUCUGGUUGGUGUUAACAAAAUGUUGUUUAUUUUGUUUUGUACCAUAUCUUUCACUGCCUUCCAUAGAUAUAGAUGGAGGAGGGGGUGUUGAGUCAAGUUAGGGAUUUUUCAGAAAGAAAGAAAGAAAGAAAGAAAGAAAGAAAGAAAGAAAGAAAGAAAGAAAGAUGGCUUUUCAGUACAUUUACUAUAAUGGUGACUUUUUAAAAAGGCAUUAGUACCUACCACUACCCCACUCCCAAUGUUGUAUUUGCUAAUUUUCUGUCCAUUUUCUUGUUAUACAUUUAGAUUUAAGUACUAGUAAUAGAAGCAGGGGGUGUUUUCAAAAGAAUGUGCCACUUAAAAGGAUUAGUGUUAUGGCAGCGAGAAAGUAUAUUCCAUAAAUCAUGGGCAGUGCCAGGUUUAUCUCUUUCCAACUGAAAGAUACAUCCUUUUCUAUCAAUCUUUGAAUUACACUCGUAGAAAUGACGUAUUGGUAUUCUACUUUAGGACACUAAUAUGAUGGAAAUAUCUCUGGGUGGGGAUGGGUAAGACCACUACGGCGUAGCUUCUUUUUAAGUGCUAUGUAGUAUAGUAACUACACCAUGUUCAUAUAUUACCAUAGCAUGGACAAUGUUUUAUCCCAGCUGGCUUAAACAGUAUUAACCCAAUGGGCUUAGUACUUUUCCAUGGUCAGAGACUUGUAGCCCAGUGGCAACAGCACACGAUGCUUUCCAUGCAGACGGUCUCUCUGGCAUUGGCCAAGACAUUUACUGAGAUCCCGGAGAGCUAUUGCCAGUCAAUUUAGUCUGCCCUGGUGUCAGGCACCUUCCUAUGCUCUGUGAUGGGAUUUUGGUGUGACCUGAAAUACAAGCCAGCAUUUUAAAGAGUCACAGUAGCCAUAUAUAACUAUAGCUCAGUGGGCUGUAGUUGUAACUGGGCAGAUAUGUUCUGCUACACCUAAGGUUCCUUGACAAGGAUGAACAACCUGAUUUGCCUCCUGCUCCACUAUGCUGAAUCAUUUUCCAGUUUCGCAUCUUGGUGAGGUGGUGGUUUAACAGUGUUGCUGCAAGCGAAAAUGACUCCAGCCGAGGCCAGCGGAGCAGCCAAAUGACACUGCCAAAUGCCAAGGUACCUGGGUUGAAACAGUGCCAGUGGAUGUUCUCAUAGCUUGUAUAGCAAGGACACAAAAGAAUUGAAAUUGAGGAUUAGGUGUCACUUUUUUCACAGAGCCAAAGUCCUCGCCAACAAAAAACAGAUAGUAAAUCUGAAGUCACUGGGCAUUUCCAUUCCACUGUUUCAGACUGCUGGGUACCAUAUUUUCCCCCCAAACACUGCAAUUCAUUUAUACCUGCUGGGCCCCAGUCGCCAGGUGGCACCAGCUGCAAUGGGUUCUAGGAAAUAAAACUUUCACACUAAUUAAGACAUCUGAGGUUUGUGGAUUAGAUCCCUGACAUUGGCAAGACUAGAGUGAGGGGCAGGAGGAGGUACUUAACCAAAGAACUCUUCUGUUUCCACAACUUUUAUGGCCAUGGUUUGGCCUAUGAGUCUCCCUCCUCCAGGGGUCCAUUGCUGUUUUGUAUUUUUGCAUUACUGUCAUUUGGGUUUGCUUGGCUUUAUUUUAUAUUUUUAGAAUAUUGGCUAAUCAAAUCCCUGACUGAAACAUGCUAUAUUUUAGAAAUGCCUCAAAUCCAUUUUUGCAAUCUUGGUCUCAUAUCUAGUCUAGCAUAUUAGUAUAGUCUCUGUAAUAUUUUAAUCUACAGCUGUUUCACUGUUAUCAGUUCAAAUAUAAGCACCUUUCUCCAACCACCCACUACUGUUAUGUAGCCAGAAUGUACCAGAGGAAUAUUGUCACAUUACAAAAUUAUGUUUAUAUAUAUAUAUUUUCUGCGCUUUGAAAUGCUUAUGAGAUUUGAUAUGUAUACAGUUUUUUUGUCUCUGCCUUUCCAUUUCUGUUUGACUGUGUUGUUUGUAUUAAGUGAGGGAUGUAGAGAAUGGCAGAGUUUUACUUUCUGUUGCUGUUGUGUGAUCCAUAUUAUGGUGGACUUUAGUUGCCUUUAGUAUGGUGGACAAUGAGUUGCCUUGUCUACUUUUCCAAGGGUCAACAUGUCCUUCGUAGAUCGAAAGACAGGAUAUAGAAGUGCAAUUAAACAAUGUUAUUGAAGUUGGCCAAUAUUGGCAUUUAAGCUCCCUUCUUCAUAGUCUCACCAGCUUUCUGAAAUAAGCAGACCAUUCAAAAACAGUUUGGAAACCAGUAAACACUAAAUUGAGGACUGGAGAAUCAAACCAGUUCCAUUUGAUUUGUAAAGCAUUGCACAUGUUCCAAGCAAAAGGGAAUCCUUUCUCAGAUUACUUUCUUUCCAGACACUCAUAAUGCAAAUCUUAUUGACAAUUAUUAUAGGCAGUUAUUAUAUGGUCAGUAUUAAGAUAAUCUGAACACCUCUGAAAAGGUCAGUUCCAUGUUAUGUUCUUCUAUUAAUUUAAAGAAUCUGAGACAAAAUGGCCAAGAUUGCCACUGAUUCUGAUGAAUCAGAUAGAAGAACUUUGCCAUUUGUGUGUAUCAUACUUGGAUUUAAUAAUCUUUUGACAUCUACAAAAACGUCCACUUUAUUCUUGUUUUGUUACAUGUAUCUUAAAGUAACGAAUAGGCGGAAAAUAACAUUAGAAAUGAAUCACAACAUAUCUCUUCCUCUUCAUCCAUCAAAUUUCCUCUUUGUGGAGGAAGUUGUUCCACUUUCCAGGCACCUUUUUGGCAUUCCCAAUCCUUGUCUCUGGGCAGAGCCAUAGAGACUCUUUCUUAUAGCAACUGAUAGCAGUCUCUGAAUGGGAAGCAAAAUCCAUUUUUUGUCUUUCUAAUCCUUUGUACACCAUCAUGGGAGUGAAAGACAGAAAGGUGUCUUGAACUAAGGUACCAAAGAUUUAAUGUUAUCCUAGGUUUACAAAUGUAUGUUAAGACUCUUAUUAAGCCACAUUUAUACCAGUGAGAUAUUAUUUUUUAUGCUGUAAACUUGUCAUAUGUGUUUUCUAAAAAGAUUUUUAAAAUUAAAAGAGCUUCUUUUUAAAAA